Molecule: messenger RNA, 64949 nt
Organism: Magallana angulata
Lineage: Eukaryota; Metazoa; Mollusca; Bivalvia; Ostreida; Ostreidae
Exons: 125
Coding region: 72-64523 (21483 amino acids)
Biological process (GO): cell communication
Cellular component (GO): membrane
Source: RefSeq, a predicted model, not a curated record
UUAAGCCAUCGCCUACACCUCAAGAGGAGUAGGCACAUAGAAUCUGAAUGUAUUGUUAAAAACAAAAAAUCAUGGAGCAAAAUUCGGGCGGGAUUUUCGUAUUCCUGCUGUUAGUAUUGGUUUGGUUACCGGGAAUAUCGUCCAGCAUUUGUAACACGACCGGUGACAGACUGUUGGUGGGGGAGAGAGAGGAGUGUGUCCUCCCCGUGGGUCACUAUGCUCUGAGCGAGGUCAAGGUCGACGGGAGGGUGCAAGUGACCGGAAAUGGCCGUCUGACUCUGAACGUAAGCGCAUUGUUCAUCGGAGCGAGUGGUAGCGUCCGUGCAGACGGCAGCGGGUACGGCGCGGAAAAUGGACCCGGAGCAGGGACUCCAGACGGAUCUGGAGGUUCCUUCGGCGGCAGAGGCGGAAUUCCUGGGAACGGACAAUAUCUGAAUAAGUCUCAGGCGGCGACCUACCCCAGUACCCGGAACCCAAACUCAGGCGGAAGCGGGGGCGGUGGUUCAUGUGGUGGCAGCGGAGGCGGCAACAUUUACAUCCACUCAGAUGUCUCGGUACAGAUUGAUGGGCUGUUGUCAGCCAAUGGGAUUGCAGCGUCUGGUUUUGACUGCGGUGGUGGAAGUGGGGGGUCGAUAAACAUCGUCACCAACCUUAUCGAGGGGACCGGUGUCAUCUCAGCCAAUGGGGGUGACGGGCAGGGCAGUGGGGGAGGUGGCGGGGGAGGGCGUGUCUCGGCGAGGCACAUUUACGACAGAUUCACGGGCACCAUUAUAAGUGCGGGGGGACUUGGAGGUAGAGAUGUAGGAACUGCCAAAAUUUCCUCUAUGGCAUCAACACGUAACAGAAAUGGGUAUUCAUACAUCUAUGGAAAUCUCGACCACACUUCAACCACCAAAUCAUGGAGCCCAUAUUACACAAACGGCAACCAGUAUCUGGAAUUUCGUCUCUCAGAGCCUUACUAUGUCACAGGGUUCGAUACCAAGGGGGAUACUUACAGCAACUCCUGGGUGACCAAGAUAAAGUUCCUGUUCUACAAUGACACUUCUGCUAUGUGGGAGAACGUAGAUUUCCCAUCCAGUGGAUUCUCUGCCAAUGUGGAUGCAUCAACAGUGGUACAUCACACUCUCCCUGUGGCAGUCAAAACCACAAAGAUUCGCCUGAUUCCGGUUACGUGGUACAAUCUCAUUGGUCUAGCAGGCAGGAUAUAUGGCUACACACCAGUUGAUGCUGCAAGACUUGUUCGACCACCGACGCAAUGCCAAACAAUAACCAAAGCAUCUGCUGGGGGUCCAGGGACAGUUUACCUGGAGCAGACCGGCCUCGGGGUGGGGACCCUGCUGAUUGACGCCAGAGAGACGGACCCAGAGAUCAAACUGACCAAUCUGUGUGAUGACUUCGACAUCGAGGAAUCAGGGGGUGCAUCCUGGCUGAUGGAUUUUCCGCCUAACCUGGACAGGAUUGUUCUGUCUAACGGAGCCCAGUUAGUAAUUCCUGAAAACGUCUCAGCCACAGAAAUUUUGUCAGACACCAAGUCCACCGUUUUCAUCCUACCCUCGUCCAACUUGCUUCUCGGGAGAGAGAUGAGGACCAAUACAUACGUGUAUCCAUCAGCUAGCGUAGAAUUUGCCACAGGAGCGGAUGUCACGAUACAGAUGUGGUGUUACGUAGGAGGUGAACUUAUCACUAAUGUGACCACUCAUGUAACAGUUUCAGGGAAUCUGACCUUGACCCAACAGAAUCUCACGGCAGCUUUCCUGACAGUGGCAGACAAGGCUAAAAUGACGGUGGUUCACGAUGUUUUCACCGCAGAAAUUGCCAAAAUCAAAGUAAUUGGUAACUUUGAGGCAAGAGGGCUCACAGACUUUGUUGGCAUUACCGAUUUUAUUGUAGAAGCAACAGGUGUGGUGAAAUUUGACCCCAUUACCUCUGACCUUUACCUGGGAAGGAGAAUCAAUUUGAAUGGAAAUGUAUUUCUUGGAAAAUCUGUUUCAUUUCGGCAUCCCUGUGAGACAUUCGUAUUAGCUGGCGGUGUACUUCAGUGGCCUAACCCCGCAAACAUCACAAUCGAAUGUUCCCAAGUUUACAUCAAUGGAAAAUUCCAUCCAGGAACGUUGAAUUUUGCUGAUGGAAUUCUCAGUCUGCAGAUUGGUCCAUUGGGGGACUUUGUGUGUGAAAUGGAUGGUCCAGUUCUCGCAAAUGUCCUAGAUGUGUCGGGAAAGUGGUACAUCACAAACUUGGUGGAAUUCAAGUCACUGAACCGCUCGGAUUCCCGCAUUGAAAAAUUUGUGGUUUCCUCUCCAAAUGGAAAUCUUCGAUUAAAUACAAACAACUUGCCAUUGCUUGUGAAUGGAACAUCUGUGCCAUCAGAAAUGAAAAGCACCGUGAGAGCAAGAUACCUGGUUGUACAGCAGUACAUGCUUGGAGGAAAUCUGUCCAUCAGUCCGGGGGUGGAUCGCCUGUGGGUGGGAAAAUCUGGAAACCUCAUUUUUACACCUUACAUGCAGUUUCAGAUUGAUGAACUGUUCAUUGAUGGAGUACUAUCUUCCCUAACUCCAAUAAUAUUGGGAGGUUUGGCUCUCUUGAAGUCCAAUCUUCUCUACAUAGGACCAGGGGGUAGCAUGUCACUGGACUCUUCGGUGCAGAAUUCGCGGACUUGGACCGGUACUUCACAGAUGGGGAUACAUAACUUGGCCAUACACGGAACCCUUAAGGCAGGCAGACUGAUGAACCACCUUAAUUCCAGCCAGGGUUGGGACUCGCUAUAUACCAACACCACCGGCGUGGUGGAGUUUGAAUCAGAGGACGUGUUCUAUGUCAACCACUUACAAAUUGAUGGCAGAAUGGUUGUAUUGAGUCCCAUCAUUAUGGUAGCCUUUGUUCCAGACAAAGGUCUAGAGAUGUACAUUGGGGGGACUAUCGUUCUUGAUGCCUUAGCCUCGCAUCCUUUGGGUCCCUGGAGCGGUCAAUCCAACAUCACUGCAGACUUGAUCAGCAUGAGUACAUCCAGUCGGUUCGACACUGGGAACACAGUUUGGACGGUCAAAGAGUUAACUGUGGGAGGGACCCUCAAUUCUCAGCCCACAGAAGAAGUGAAGGUCAUUAUCUUCAGGGUCAAGGGCACUGGUGUGGCCACCUUCACCAUCAAUAUCAACCUAAAGAGUGCAAACCUCAGAAUUGAAGCAGGAGGUGUUUUGGAUCUGGACUUCAGGCGACCUCCAGCGUCUACAAGCUCGGGGAACUCCCCGUCGGUGCUGACUGUGUUGGAGUGGAUAAAGGUAGAAGGAACCUUACAGGCAGGGUCAGCCGAAGUGACCUCAAAGUCAAUGACCGUGUCUGGUAAAAUUGACGUGUCCGGCGGAGGGUACCUGACCAAUCAGGGACCGGGAGCUGGACAGAGCCACAUUAAUGGGGCCAAUGGAGGAAGCCAUGGGUCAAGAGGGGGGCAGGGUUCAGCUCUGACAUCUGUUGCCAUGGCUACCAGUGAUAUCUAUAGCCGAGGUAGCUGGGGCAGUGGAGGAGGGUCGUCCCGGACCUCCAAUGGAGGAAGAGGAGGAGGGUAUCUACAUGUUGACACCCCCACUCUCACUCUGACUGGUCUUAUCAUGUGUGACGGAAAUAAUGCUGAGGGCGGUCAUGCUGGGGGUGGCAGUGGAGGGUCAGUAUAUCUGCAAAUAACCUCCAACCUGUAUAUGACUGGGCGGAUAGUCUGUAAUGGUGGGAGUGGGGCAGGGAAUGGUGGGGGAGGAUCCGGGGGGAGUGUCAAUGUCUUCUUUACCACAGGGCUGUAUCACAGCAACCUCGUGACCUCCAGAGGAGGAACAGGGUAUGAGCCUGGCGGACCAGGAAUGACCUAUUUCCAUGGCAACCAUGUGCGCAGCCUUCGAUUGGACAACAAAUGUCAGCGUCCAAGAGUCACGGAACCUGCCUCCACAUCCGCCAACCAAGCUCAGUUUGAGUCAUACAAAAGAAAUGGUGCUGUGGCCUUUCUGAUACCCAAGUAUGAUGGGUUUGUGUUUGACUUCACUCUGGUUGAGAUAUAUGGAGGGUCACAUUUGACCUUGGCGGGCAGCAAUGUGACCGUCCGGUCAAUCAAGGUCAUUGGAGAUGACACCGGCCACUUCCAUGUGGGACCCUAUCACACUCUUGAGCUAGUAGAGACAUCAGCGUACAGAAGAGCCAACAUGACCUAUCACCUGUUCCUGUAUGAGGGCGCCACAUGGAUUCUGCCGGAGGCGACUGUAGAGUUCCGGGAGGUCCUGGACGAAGCCGGCCGAGGAAUUAGGUCGGACGCCUGUCCCAGUGGGCUCCUCAACUCAAACUUUGUCAAAAUCUGGGGCACAGUCAUCGGAGACAAAGCCCACCUGCUGAUUGCAACAGGGAAAAAUGUGACUUUUGAGCUGGCUGCAACAAGAACGCUACAGUUUGCUAACACCACCAUUCAGGAGAACGGGGCCCUGAUCUUUAACACUCAGUCAGGGAACACAAGCGACUUUUUCAACAUCAAUGUCGGAAGUCCUUCAAAAGCAGGAAUUCUUACAAUCCAAGGAGGGGGGAAGCUAGUGGGGCGAAACCUACAUAUAACAGCUGACUACCUGAAAGUCCAUCGUACUGGUCUUCUCACUCUGACAGGAAGUGGAAGUAGUGAUGGUAAAGGUCAAGGGUCAUCAGGAAGUGGAGGUGGAUAUGGUGGAAAGGGUGGAGCCCAGAGUGUCAAUGGUUUACAUGAAGGCGUGGUAUAUGGAUCCCUGUAUAAUCCAGAUGAUUUUGGCAGUGGAGGAUCCGGUGCCACCGCCUCCUUCGGUUCUGGUGGUGGAGUGUUAAAGGUGAAGGUGCUCCACACCCUGGAGGUAGAGGGAGUCGUAGAGAGCAAUGGACAAGCCGGAUCCAGCACCAUUGGGGGAGGAUCUGGUGGGAGUGUCUGGAUUGAAACAAAGUCACUGACUGGAUCCGGAACUAUACAGGCAAAUGGAGGUCCCAGUUCCUCAAACCUUGGGGGCGGAGGAGGGGGGAGAAUAGCUGUACACUACAGAAAGAGGACCUGGUGGAGAGGCCACAUGAUGGCCCGCGGAGGGUCUAGCCCUGGGGCUAAUGGUGGGGCUGGAACCAUCUACCUACAGGAUACUUUACCAGACUUCCAGAACCGAACACUGGUCAUUGACAAUGGGGGACAAUCUGUGACCCCCAACCCCUCCACCACUACCCCAGAGAUGCUGUCUGGGUACAGUAGCUCUGUGUACGCCGCAGACCCAGGGAGAACCUGGAUUGUGGAUAACAACACCGGGUCAUUUGAGAUUCUCCAGCUCACUAGGUCGGCUCAUCUGGCUCUACAUCCGGAUCUUGUCAGCCCUUUCAACCUGAAGUCCUUCACCUUUGUUGGAGAUAGGACUGGAGUUUUACACGUAGGAUCCGGACAGGUAGUUGUGGUACAACAUCCAGAUGAUGCGGAGUUCCUGGUCAAUGUGUACGUCUACCAAGGGGGGACACUCAUCCUACCCGACUCCUUCAUGUGUCACGGGAUCAAUAUGCACAUAUGGGGUGUACUGGGAAUACAUGAGAUGAUUGUUGGAGAUGGAUGUAAACUGAAGCUGGGGGCCACAGGGUCAACAAGACAGGUCAACACCACAGGGACGGCGGGGGGAUAUGUGUUCCCUGUGCUGACGGUGAAGGCCGGGGGAGAGGUCACGGUGACAGAGGAUCUGGUACAGAGGGACAGCAAUCUGAGGAUGCAGGUUGGCAAGCUGAGGAUACACGGUGGUGGAUUUGUUCAUGCGGUACAUCUUAAUCUGAUGGUAGGGGAGAUGAUAGUGGAUGAUUUGGGUCGCGUGGUGGGGGAUACCCACUCUGUGCCCUGUGUGACGGGGGAAGGCGUGAAUGGUGCAGGGGCCUCAGGUGGUGGGCAUGGAGGUCGAGGUGGGCGAGGCACUGCGGUCAGAAAAAAUGGGUCUCCCCACGGACAGCUGUUUGACCCCGCAAACAGAGGCUGUAGGGGCGGACACAGUUCCAGUGAACAGGGGGGACAAGGGGGUGGAGUUAUUUUUCUUGAAGUCACAGGGUUUCUACAGAACGACGGAGAAAUCAGUGCCAAUGGAGCUAAGGGAGGCAACUCUGCAGGAGGCGGCAGUGGUGGAUCCAUAAAUAUGAGGAUUAACAUGAUAAAGGGUUUGGGCAAGAUCCAGGUGAUUGGAGGAGAUGGGGGCCCGGUGGUUAGUAGCGCUGGGGGAGGGGCAGGAUCAGGGGGGAGGAUCGCUAUGUUCUUUGCUGACAACAAAACAUACACCGGGUCGUUUGAUGCCUACGGAGGUCUGGGGCACAGCAUAGAGGGAAACGGCAGCCCAGGAACCAUCUACUUUUACCACACAGGCUAUAACCACUCUACACUCCUGUUGAACAACAAUAAUCGAGGCCCGCCGGGGGAUACCAAUGUGAUCACGGACUACUCCAAUCUAGAGGAAGACGUCGGCAAAGCCUGGUUCCUACCCCAGCAUGGCCAGCAUACACAAGCAGGUACAGAUUCCAGUUACCACUUCAACGAGCUCCAGAUCUACGGCAAGGCCCAGUUAGCUGUACUGACUAGUCCUCUCAACUCGGCCGCCAGUCUGGUGUUUGACAACAUGAUCGGAGACCGCAGUGGUGCCCUGCACAUUGGCAACAACCAGACCAUGGACCUUUACAGAGAGAAGAUAGACCUCCCAUUUAGCGUCCAUGUCUACAAUGGCGGUUUCCUGGGUCUGGCCCCAGAUACCUUUAUCCACAAUGUGGAAAUCUUCCUCAAUGGAACCCUAGCAAAUGUGGACAAUUUAACCAUUCACCGCGGUGGUAAAUUGUGGCUGAACAGGGAUGGGCACACAGAGGGAUUGGAUUACAGCACAUAUCGGUUUAGAUUUGUUCAUGUGAAGACUAAUGGUUACUUACAUAUGAUAUCUGAUCCAGUCCGUGAACCCAAUAUUUCAUUUUCUGUCACUAAACUUACCAUUGAUGGUGGGGGUUUGGUCAGAGGGACUUACAUGUAUAUCCAUGCACUGAACAUCAGCAUUGAUGCUGGCGGAAUUCUGAGUGCGGAUGGACUAGGUUAUGAAGUCAGUGAUGGACCACCCAAUGAUGUUUUUGGAUAUCCUAACAAAGGUCUGCAUGGAAUCAUCAAUGAAGGACGUGGGUACACAGGAACUACGUCAGGGUCAGGAGCGGGUCACGGGGGUAGUGGUGGGAGAGGGGAUGGCAAUGAUAAAGGUGGCUUGGCCUAUGGAGACUUGUAUGAGCCGGUGGUGUUUGGGAGUGCUGGUGGCAGUCAGACAGGUGGUGCCGGUGGCGGUCGGAUCUGGCUUAAUGUGACAGACACACUCCUACUGGACGGACUCCUCACUGCUAGUGGAGAGAACGGGGAGAGCUCCUCCGGUCAGGCUGGAGGGGGAGGAAGUGGUGGCAGUGUCUGGCUUCACUGUAACACAAUCACAGGCUAUGGAAUGAUUCUGACUCGAGGAGGAAAUGGUUCUCGAUAUAAUAAUGUCGGAGGAGGGGGAGGGGCGGGUGGUAGAAUAUCCAUGUACUUCAGGCAGAACAAGACUUUCAGCGAGUUCCGCUACCUGUCAAACGGAGGCUGGCCGGGUCUGGUGAGCGAGAUAAGUCGGAGUGAGAGCGGGGGGCCAGGCACAGUCUUCAUAUAUCACACUGGCUACGAUCACCGCACGCUGAUUGUUGACAACAAUGGAGCACCACUUCCUAAUCAGAAGUACGUCAACUGGGAGGACAAAGAAAGAGAUGGAGCUCGGGCCUGGAUACUUCCUAUCUCCGGUCUCAAUGACUUUGCCUAUGGGUCAUAUCAGUUCACCUUUGAGGAGUUGCAGAUUUACGGCAAUGCCCACCUGGCUUUUCAUCCUCCCAUUGUCCUUCCGUCUACUGAUGUAUAUAACCCUGCUGCCGGUCCAUCACAAGGGAUCGGUCUUAUGAAUGGCUACAACCUGACUGUGUUCUUCAAGUACAUGAUUGGGGAUAGAACUGGCUCAGUGCAUAUAGCAGGAGGACAGAUCUUGGAUUUAGAGAGGGACGAGAUCGAUUUGCCUUUUAACUGCUACGUGUACAGGGGAGGUUAUCUGGGCCUUGCUGAUAUGACAUUUGUCCAUGGAGUCGAGAUACACCUCAGUGGGGUGCUGGCUAACGUGGAGAACCUCACACUUCACCAUGGUGGCUACCUCUGGCUCAAAGAUGGGGGCCACACCCUGAGUGAGCCAGAUAGCCAGUAUAUGUUUGAAUUUGUCAGGAUUCAAGAUGAAGGAAUAGUAAAUGCCACCACAGAUCCGGUGGAAGACGAGGGUAUAACCUUCUUCACAAGAUCCAUUUCUGUGGAGGGAGGUGGAGUGCUCCACGGAACACACAUGACUUUCCACACAGAGAAUAUAACAAUCGAUGCUGGAGGACUGAUCACCUCAGAGGGCCUGGGCUACAGGUCUAAUCACAUAUCAGUCUUGCAUGACCGAUUAUCAGUCCAUGGACCAGUGAACCCUGGUAGACCACCAAGCGCUGAAGGAGUGGGUGCAGGUGGGGGUCAUGGUGGAUCAGGGGGUCACAGUGGGGGCACCAAUAGCAGGUCUGGAUUUGCUUGCGGAAACAUCUAUGAGCCCGAUCGGAUUGGAAGCUCCGGAGGUUUUGGAGCUCAAGGAGCCCUAGGAGGAUCAGGAGGGGGGCUGAUGUGGAUGAAUGUGACAAACACUAUCUAUAUUGAUGGAGAACUGAGUGCUAGAGGUGGAGAUGCUGAUAUGAAAGGUGGAGGAGGUGGAUCAGGUGGGAGUAUCUGGCUGUUCUGUCGAACCAUCACAGGAUAUGGUAAGAUCACCGCUCACGGGGGAGACGGAAGUAAGAGCAGCACCAGCCCCGGGGGUGGAGGGGCAGGGGGCAGGAUCGCAAUGUACUUCAUGAUCAAUGAGACCUUCACCAGUUUUAGCUAUGAAGCCUUUGGUGGGAAGGCUGGCAAUGCAAUAGUUUCUGAAAAUGGAGGUGGAGGAACAGUCUUCAUAUACCACAUGUGGGAAAAUCACACCACACUCCUGAUUGACAAUGGAGGGAGAAAACCAAGAGACGAACUGAACGUCAUCAAAGAUUACAAUAACUUGCAGACAGACAGUUGUAGAACCUGGAUUCUGCCUGAGUCCGGUACUCACUACUUUGCAGGUGGUGGCUACAAGUACUACUUCAAUGAGCUGCAGAUCUACGGUGAUGCCCACCUAGCCAUUCUACCUGAGCCUGUUGGUACCCCGGUCGAUGUGUUUUUCCUUUAUAUGAUUGGAGACAGAAGUGGAACUGUGCAUCUGUCAGAUAAACAGGUGAUGGACCUAGAGCGACCAGAGAUAGACCUACCCUUUAGCGUGCGUGCAUACGCUGGGUCUUACAUUGGCUUGGCUCCCUUCACUAUUAUCCACGAUGUCAGCAUCUGGCUGCACGGAUCCUUAGACCACGUGGAAAAUAUUACUCUGCAUCACAAUGGUCUGCUUUCAUUGGAGUAUGGAGGCCACACCGAGGGACUGGAGGCCAGUCAUUUUGAGUUCAGGUUCGUGCGGAUUCAGCAUAAUUCCACCAUCUGGGCCAUCACAGACCCGGUCACUGAGAUAGGGAUUAACUACAGGGUGGAUCAUACCAUGUUCAUAGAGGGUGGAGGGACAUUCAGGGGGGCCAAUGUUACCAUUGAGGCCCACAAUAUCAUCAUUGACUGCAGGGGAACUCUGAUAGCUGAUGGCUUGGGUUACAGACCUAAGGACACACCCAGUGCCUUAGUCAACCUGGGAAUUGGACAAACAGCACCAGGUGGUUCCUCAGGCGGAGGCCAUGGUGGUACCAGUGGGCGUGGAGGAGGCACAGAGCUCACAGGACAGAGUUAUGGACACCUAUACCAGCCCUACGCCUUUGGGAGUGCUGGGGGUGGAGGGCAGGGUGUGGGGGGUGCAGGAGGGGGGAUGCUAUGGCUCAAUGUUACAAACAUGAUAGAGAUAGACGGAGAGCUGCGCAGUGAUGGACAGGAUGCUGUGGGGGACGGUGGAGGGGGUGGGUCCGGGGGAAGCAUCUGGAUGUACUGCCGAGUAUUCAGGGGCCAAGGGAAUGUUACGGCCAGUGGGGGAAAUGGCAGACUGACAGGAGGGGGAGGGGCAGCAGGGAGGAUCGCUAUCUACUUCUACAUCAAUGACACUUACCUGGGGUCAUACCGGGCUCAUGGCGGCAAAUCAGGGUCAGGGUCUAACUCAGAGCCCGGGGGCCCAGGCACAGUGUUCCUAUACCACCAGGAAUACAAGCACCGCACUCUGUACGUUAACAACGACAACCUGGUCAGCAAUCAUGUGAAAACCAUCAGAGACUACUCCGAACUCUCCAAAGACAGCUUCAAAGCUUGGAUCCACCCAGACGCCGGGAAACACUGGCUUGCUCUGGGUAACUUUGAUUUCCGGUUCGAGGAACUGCAGAUCUAUGGCAAUGCUCAUAUGGCUGUGCUACCUAAACCGGUCACUAAGGGAAGCAAUCUACACUUCCUGCACAUGAUUGGAGAUAGAACCGGAUUCAUCCAUGUGGGACCAAAUCAGGUUAUGGACUUGAGGAGAACAUUUUUGGACACCCCAUUCAGCUCUUAUGUGUAUGAAGGUGGGUACCUAGGUCUGGCCCCUGACACUAAUUUGGAGAAGGUUUUUGCCCAUGUAGAAGGGACAGUCGAUCACAUCGUGAACCUGACCCUCAUUGCUGGGGGAGAAUUGAGGCUGUUCCUGACCGGAUCCACCAACAGAAGGCCGCGACUGAACUACCACAUCAACGGCACCACUGUUAUAAAGGCGGCGUCUUCCAUCAACUGUUCCAGUCCCAGGGCUCACAGCGAAAAGUACAACCUGGUUUUGAAUACUGUGGUGGUAGAGGGCGGUGGAGCCAUCAGAGGAAGCUACAUCCACAUCGAAGCCAUGGACCUCACCAUGGAUGAUGGAGGGGAAAUAGACGUCAGCAAUGGCGGUCAUCCACCUGACCAGGGACAAAGUCCAGGCGUUUGGCACAGACUUGGAGCCAGUGGGGCCUCCCACGGGGGUUUAGGAGGUGCAGGUGCCUGUGGUGGGUUUGUGACGUGUCGACUGAAACGGAACCUUCCCUAUGGUAGUGUCUACAUCCCUGCUGCGUUUGGUAGUGGGGGAUCGGGACCCCUUGGAGGAUCAGGCGGUGGAAUCCUGGAACUGAACAUUGACCACACCCUGACGGUGGAUGGUUACAUCAAAGCCAACAGUGAGAAUGUGCGGGGUGUGACUAACUGGUACUCAGCCAGUGGGGGGUCAGGAGGCAGUAUACACAUCACCACGGUCAACUAUACAGGAAGUCAUACAGGAGCAAUCCAGGCCUAUGGAGGAAUGGCCGAUCCCAGCGUGGGGGGUGGGGGUUCUGGAGGUCGCAUCGCUCUCUACCAGUCCUCCCAUCACACAAUCCCUCCGUACAGGGGUGUGUACAAUGUACAUGGGGGACAGGGAAACCCCACAACGGGGGCAGAACCUGGGGCGUCAGGAACAGUGUAUAUCGAGGACCCAAUCACGGGAGUCAGUUCUCUGCUUGUGGAUAACAAUGGACGGAAACAGAGGGCCGAGAAGUCGGAGAUUCCUAACGACGGCCGGAGGUUGGAUCUUGGAACUGACGAGGCAGGGUAUCACCGCGGUUCAUCCUUCAUGUCUCGUGCAGGCCACAGGAUCCAGUCAUCAGUGGCUACUUAUGUUUCAAUUCCAUACCGUAACUGUGAGAACUAUGACUCUUCUUCCCAUGUACUGAUGAAUCUGUUUGACCAGACACUUGCGGCAGAGAAACACCAGUAUUACACGGCUGACUCGGGGUCGGCUACCAUCACCAUAAGACUUGCCAACAACAUCACUUUUGUCAACCAUCUCAAGAUCUAUCCUGAAUCUAGAUUCCCAACAAAGUUCAAGGUAACUGGUUACUAUGGUCCCGUUCCCUUCGUUGUGACCCCAGGUUACGUAUACCCCCGCAGUCCCAUCCUCCAGGGGUCAUACCUCCGCCUCCCUGUGAUGCGGAGAGCCACCUCCUUUGUUAUUGAGAUGGUCACCACCAGCCCCAGUAGGUGGUCCUGCUGGAACCGAGCCAGUCUGUCAGAGAUUGAAAUCUUCGCAGAUGGGCAGAACGAGGAAGACAGAUAUCGGUAUCUUGAACUGAAUGGAGCGAGUACAUGGGCCUUCACCGAGUCUGCCCACCCAGACUACUGCCUGUCCAGACUGACCAUACAGGGGGGUGCCCACCUAGCCUUCCUGUCCCACACCAGCCUCACGACCCCCGUACAGGUCUACUCAGGCAGGGUGGUCAGUGACAAAACAGGUUGGAUUCAUGUGGGGUACGCCCAGAAGUUGACGGUGAAUCAGACGGAUGCCGAUGUUCCGUUCAAUGCCCACGUGUAUGAGGGGGGACAGGCAGUGUAUCCUCCCCGCACAUUCUUCUAUAAAACCCAACUCCACAACUCAGGGGAGGUCACUGGUAUAGAGGAUAUAUAUGUGUUUGAUGGGGGGGUUGUCACCGUGGACACCAAUGGUAGCAUAGGAACAGCCAAUCAGAAAGCCCACAUCUCUCUGAAGUCGCUCCAUGUCCAGGACAAGGGGACGUUCCAAAUGAAGACCUAUACCCCACAGAACCAGUUCACAAUGGUCGCCACAAAUAUCACUGUUUACGGUGGAGGACAUUUCUGGAUCAACUCCGGGAUCCAGAUCCAGACCCACCACCUCCUGGCCGUGUUCUCUGGGGGACUCAUCAACCUGGACGGCUCUGGGUACAGGGACCACAGUCUCAGCCAUCCAUGUUACGGCACAGGUGAUUUGGUAGGAGGCAGUGGUGCUGGUCACGGUGGUUCCGGAGGUAGGGCGGCCUCCAGUCAGACGGUGGGGCUGGGCUACGACUCCAUGUACACCCCCACAACCUACGGCUGUCCAGGAGGCUAUGGAAAGCUUAGGGACCACCUGUUCUUUGGAGAUGAACCGUACGGUAAUGAAGUUGUAGACGGUAUCAUUGGUGGUAGUGGUGGUGGUCGUAUCGCCAUCAGAAGCCGCCAUGUGGACAUUGAUGGGGAGAUUUCAGUGGACGGUAACCCUCCAGAUAGCAGGACAGGGCAGGGAGCAGGUGGUGGAUCGGGAGGGAGUAUCUGGAUCGUGUGUGAGGAGAUAGUUGGACACGGUCUGCUGACCGCCAUAGGGGGUGAAGGAAACAAGGACAGCACAGUACAGGGGGGUGGGGGCGCUGGAGGAAGGAUCUCCAUACAGAGCAGGAACAUCAACAAACUCAACAUCACCCUGCAGGCUUACGGAGGCACCAGUACGUUGGAGACUGGGGGAGCAGGGACAGUCUAUGUGGAACUCUCCAACUCUAGCGGCACCAUCCUCCACAGAAAAAUCUACGUGGACAACAAUGGCCACCCGUACCCCAGAAGUAGUGACCUCACUCAGGGGAGCCUCAGAAACCUGCUCAACGGCUCCUACGAUGACAUCAGUGAAGUGGGUGGAGUCACUUGGCUGUACCACAACGACACAGAGUACUUUUUCAACACCAUGACGAUAUCGGGCAAUGCCCAUGUGGCUAUUUUAAGCAACACAUCCAGUCAGGAUAUCAAUAUCUAUGGAAUCAAGUUGUACGGAGAUAGGUCUGGGGUGCUCCACUGCGGCAGGAGACAGAGAUAUGGAUUCGAGGACAUUGAUAUCUACAUGCCUGUUAACAUCAUGGCCUACAGAUACAGCACUCUGGAAAUCCCUCGCAGAAUAACCAUGCGAGAUGUGUGGGCGGAGCUUAAUGCUACGCUUAUUGGAAUUGAUGAGGUCGUGGUAGAAAACAAUGGCGAGUUGUACAUCUGGUCUUACGCCAACACCAUCGGUUUCCCAGAAGGCACCAUCAAUGUCACCAACAUCACCAUCAGAGCGGGCGGAAAGUUUGAACCCCUGACGGCAGAGAAGCGAAUGAGACUUGAAGUGGUCAGGGUGAUCGUCAAUGGAAAGGGUUACCUGCGUACCAACAACCUUGAACUUCAUUCUACAAAUGUGACCAUUGAUCUCUCAGGGGAUUUCCAUGCAGACUUUACAGGGUACACCAGCAGCAGUGGACCUGGGGCUGGUCUCCCACAGACACAACAGCUCGGGGGGUCAGGCGCAGGUCACGGGGGUAGAGGGGGCAGGUCCAAGUGGGCCUACUACUCUGCCUACUCCUACGACUCUCUGUACCUCCCUGAUCAGAUGGGGUCUGGGGGAGGCACCGGCAAGGACGGGCAAGGAGGAAGGGGAGGAGGAGUCAUCCACAUGUAUAUUUCUGAUGAACUUCGAGUAGAAGGUCGUCUCCAUGCCAACGGUGAAUCUGGGGGUGGAUGGACGGGAGGCGGUGGAUCAGGGGGGAGUAUUCUGGUCUACGUUAGUCACUUGGAUGGAGAGGGAAGCAUUGAAGCCACAGGGGGCAGGGGAGCAUCCAGUAAUGGUGGAGGAGGUGCCGGUGGUAGAAUCGCCAUCUACCACUCCAGAGAACACCACUACACUGGUCAGUUUCUGAUCCACGGAGGAUACGGCUCCCAGGUCUAUGGUGGAGCAGGAACCGUCUAUCUCAACGACAGCUCAGUCUCAAAUCUCAGCAACAUCUCAUCCCUGAUCUCACCUAGAACCAGACUGAUUGUAGACAAUGGAGGAUUUAGCCGCAGUGAGAGAAUCAGGGAGGUGGAGAAGCUUUCUCUGUAUGCUCCACAUUCAGGAAGCUCCACUUCCUACACUGCCUACCACCCUUUCCAGUUCAGUGUGGACAGGGCCAUGUCGACUAGUUCUUACCCACUGAAUAGACUGACUGAUGGCUCUCCCAAUUCCUUUUUCGUUGUCAGUGCAAAGGAAUCCACUCUUACUGUGACAGUCCCAGACAACAGUUUUUUGGAUCAUCUGAAAGUUUUCCCCUUUUGUGAUAACUACUGGUCCUCUGGACGGAUUUCACUGGUAUCAUACUAUCAGGUGGUGGCUUUCUACAAUGGUACAGAAAAAGACCUGACAGGGGGAUUUGUGACCACAGAGAAAUGUCAGACUGGGCAGUAUGGGAAGGUCAGGGUCAAUCAACUUGUAGAUCAGUUGAGGAUUUUUCUGCGUGGAGUGGGCAGUGUGUCAGGGUUGGGGGAGAUAGAGUUUUACAUCAGAGAAGAUCCGGACUCCACGGCACAGACCCCCUACACCAACUCCCCAACCGCAGCGGUCAUCAUUCAUCCGACGGACCAGAGGACGGUGUAUGAGUUCACUAAGCUGGAAAUCAAAGGUGGAGCUGCUUUGGACAUGGAAGGGGAAGAUGUCAAGGUCGUAGCUCAUCAGGUUGCCGGGGACAACACAGGUCGUGCUGUGGUUCAUCGCACACAAUCUUUCAACCUCACCCAGGAUAGAGCGCUGAUGGAGUUUGCUGUCGUUUCUCAGAGGGAGUCCUUUGUACAACUUCCUCCAAAGACCGACUGCAGAAAAAUUGAUUUCAUCAUUAAAGGCCCCUUUGCCACAAUGGACAACCUGACAGUGAAUGCUCUCUGUAAUUUUACGAUCGAUCACCACCGCCCAAUGGUGAACCGUAUCGACAGACUGGACAUCAAGACGUUUGGUCACAUGUUAGUGGUCACUGACAGGGAGGCCACCACAACACUCCAGGGAACCACCCUCACUGUCAGAAGUGGGGCUUCGCUCCUGUCCAAUGACCUUGACCUGAAGUAUGUGAACAUCACUGUGGAGCCCUAUGGAGUUCUCAGCUCUGACAGAGGGGUGCCAGAGUUUGAGGCAACCAAAGGGCCUGGUUAUGGAGUUGGUAGUCGCAGUGGUUCCUCUGGUGGAGGUCAUGCGGGUAAUGGUGGACAGGGUCAAGGACAAACAGACGUAGGGUCAGGUCAUGGGUCAUAUCUCUAUCCACAAUCCUUCGGCAAGAAUGGAGGACAUGCCUUCUUUCCACACCAAGGAGGGAAAGGAGGUGGACGGAUGCUACUGAACGUCAGCCAUACGCUGACUGUCGAUGGUCAGCUGACAGCAAGGGGAGGGAACUCAGAGUCAGUACAGGCUGGAGGUGGUAGUGGUGGCAGCAUCAUGAUCCACACCUAUACAGUGGAUGGAGAUGGACUUGUCUCUGUGGCAGGCGGUAGUGGUCAUGCCCAGAGUGCACCACAUGGUGGUGGUGGUGGCGGGGGGAGAAUGGCUCUCUACUAUCAUUACAAUUUCUUUGUAGGAACUCUAAGAGGAGAAGGGGGACCAGGUGGGACACAGGCGGAACCGGGGGGCCCUGGUACCAUAUACCUGUAUAAACUCCCACUCCUAGACAGCAGUGGGAAAGUUCCAGCUGGCUUCAUCACCAACAGAACUCUCCACGUGGAUAACCAGAACCAGGGACCAAGAGACCCCUUCAGGAACCUCACCUCUGCCUACACCAGGUAUAACCAGAGCAGUGCCAUGACCUGGCUGAUCCCUUCGGGGUACCCUUCCUUUGUACCUGAGAUCCAGUCAACAACAGAAAUCACACUGGAUGAACUGCAGAUUUACAGACAGGCACAGCUAGCCAUUCUAAACCCGAGCAACCCUACCCAGAGAAUCAACAUUUCUGUGGUCAUGAUCGAGGGAGAUAGGAGUGGACACCUGCAUGUUGGCUUUAACCAGUCUCUGUGGAUCGGGAGUGGUCAGAUUCCGAACCAUCUGUCUCUGUACCACGGAGCAGAUACCACCCUCCAGGGAGAGUUGAGGGUCGCCGGGGUCAAUGUCAUGGUGGAGGGAGUGGUCAACAAUGUGGAAAAUCUGACCGUUGUGGAUGGAGGUACUUUGAGGGUUUAUGAAAUGAUGAACACAAACUUCAGAAGAGUGGAUGAAAUCAAGUUCCUCGCCCUGGAUAUCCGCAAUCGUGGGAACCUGACCAUGAACAAUGGAGAGGAGGAUCAUGUGUUGACAGGGCAGAAUUUACGUGUGUAUCCAGGGGGGUCACUGAAGGCCAAAAGGUUAAAGGUCAAUGCUAAAACAAUGAUCAUAGAUGUUCUGGGAGAGGUAGAUGCCGAUGAUAUGGGAUACUGCUCAGAUAAAGGGCCUGGUAAGGGAUACACCAUUGGUCAGUAUGGUACAGGGGGUAGUUAUGGAGGGGAGGGUGGGGCUGAGAGUGCCUCCCAUCCCGCCUCUCCAGCGUACGGGUCAUUCAGCAAGCCCUCAGACUUUGGCAGUGGAGGAGGAACAGGAAAUGGAUAUAAAGGUGGUUGUGGUGGUGGAAUCUUGACCUUUAACCUCUCUGAGGAAAUGAAGGUGGAUGGUGUUCUGAGAGCCAGUGGGCAGGCUGCGGCUCACUCGGGGUUCUCCAGUGGUGGAUCAGGAGGAAGCAUUUAUAUCACCACCUACCACUUCGAUGGUUCUGGCCAGGUCCAGGUGAUGGGAGGUUCUGGUCGUAAUGGAGGAGGGGGUGGUCGUGUGGGAAUCGUGUACAACAUCACCAGCUACACUGGGGAGUUCCGCUCUAACGGUGGGAUGGGCACCCUGGGAGAGAAUGGGGCCGCAGGGACAGUGUACCUCAACAAUGUCCAGUCCCAGCCGGAGAGGAAACUGGUCAUCUACAACCAGGGAGGAUCAGGGAGUCGUAAAACGAGGAUCACCAUCCCCGAGGAGAAGACAUCGGAGCAUGACCUAGAUACUCUGGACCUCGGAAACCAUGCUGAGGUUGGUCUCCUAGCAACAGAUUCAGGGGGCCUGCCCACCACGGGACAGAGGGACCUGACUCUGACUAAGGUGGCCGGUGACCACACGGCAGUCAUCCAUGUGGAACCACUCAUGUGGCUCAACAUAGACUUCAACUCCACCACAGUCCUCACCUUUGAUGUCAAACUGUACCAGAAUGCCACAGUGAACCUUCCCUACGACACAUACCUGCGUGACUGCCGCAUCACAUUGUACGGGGGACUUCUCCGCGGUGUGGCAACACUCAACAUCUCAUUGGACGGAAGCUUCACUGUGUAUCCCCCCGCUCGUCUUAACAACUCACGGUCCAGCAGGAAUGACUUUGUGAUGGACAGCAUCACUAUUCUGGAUGGAGGGUUGUUCAGUUUCAUGGGAACUGCCAAAGAAAACAAUAAAUUGAAUGUCACCCUGACUGGUAGUCUGCACAUUCAGGGAGGGGGAGAGUUCAGGACCAACAAUGUCUACCUUCAAGCUGUCAACAUCACACUUGACACAGAUGGUGUGCUAAACACAACAGGGCGGGGAUACCAGCCCGGCUUAGGCAAGGCUGCGGGGGUCGCUGACCCAAGGGGUGGAUCUGGUGGUACCCACGGUGGGCUGGGUGGAACUGGGAGCCAUGCUUUGUAUGCAGCACCAGCCUAUGGUCGAUAUCGGUCAGCCACAGAGUAUGGAAGUGGAGGAUCCUUUAUCUCAAACAAUCAAGUUGGAAGUGAAGGAGGAGGGAUAGUGCAUCUGAGAGCCCUACAUAAGAUGGAGAUAGAUGGUCUGAUCCUGGGGGAUGGAGCCACGGCAAUGUCCCCAAGAGCUGGAGGGGGAUCGGGUGGAAGCAUCUUGUUAGAAACUCCCCAUUUCCUAGGUACGGGUGUGGUUUCUGCCAGUGGCGGUGAUGGACCCUGUGUGUCCCACUGUCAUCUGUGUGACCGCGAGCGGCGGUGUCUCCAGUGUACAGAUGGCUAUUACUGGGUUGGGUACAACUGUGUGCCCUCCUGUGCAAGCCGCAACAACCAGUGCUGUGACAGGAACAGGUUUGUGGCAACCUGCGCAGCAGAUGCCACAAGCAGCACCACUGAAUGUAACGCUGUGCGGAGUAACUGUUACUCUAUUUGGUGGGCAAAGUGGGCAUAUUACUGUGGUUCUGUGGGAAGAUAUUGCUCCUCAGAGACCAAUCCAAGCAAAAUGGAGCUUGGAGGUGGGGGAGGAGGAGGAAGAAUCUCCGUCUAUGUGACCAGCUCCAAUGGAUUCCGCGGGAAGUAUCAGACAUACGGUGGGAGGAGCCAGUCGGAGCAGGGUGGUUCGGGAACUGUGUUUGUGAGUGCUCCGGACAGUGUAAACAACACGGUGGUCACUGUGUAUGUUGACAACAAUGGUUAUAAACCGCUUAGUCCAUAUCUACCUGAAGACAGGAUGAAGGACAGCAUGAGGACCUACAUUGUGUCCUAUCCCGAGGACCUCGAGGUCUCCAUCGAUGAGCUCUACAUCACAGGAGGAGGGCACCUUGCAUUCUCCCAGGAGGUUUCUAGGAAUGACAGCAUGAUAACAAUAGGAAACAUCCACGGUGACAGGUCGGGCAUGCUGCACACAUCCCCGGAGCAGGCCAUCACUAUACAGGAGGGGGACGUCCCCUUCCCUGCAGCCGUCAGGGUGUAUGAGAGGUCCCAGGUCAUUCUGCCUAGUGAGGUGCAGUUGGUAGAUCUGUCUUACAAGACAUUUAUUAUGGACGGAGGACUCGGGGGUGUGGAAAAUCUACAGAUCGGCCGGGGCGUCAACCUCUUGUUGGGACCCCAGGGACAUUCUAUUGGUCUCCCAGACAGAGUGUUUUCCUUCAACAACAUCCAGAUCUUUGCGGAUGGCAAAAUGUCCUCAGAUUUUGAGGACGAAUUCAACCCAUCCCUAAGUCUUAAUUUAUCAGAUGCUCUGCUCCUAAAAGCAGGCAGCACGAUCACUGUCCCUUGGUUGAAUGUGAUCUCUGAUAGAGUACAAAUAGAUGCCGCUGGGGUGAUAGACACUGGAGGACGGGCUCUCAAUGGAAUCCCCCAAAAUGCACCUGACUCACCUGCUGCAGGUGGGGGAGGUGGAGGGGGUGGGGCCGCCGGAGGUCAAGGGUCAAACCAACCUGUAGUAGGAGCCCCUUCUAACUACGGGUCAAUGUAUAACCCCAGAGAAUUUGGAGGAAAUGGUGGAUCAGCGGGAGGACUGGCCUCCACCUGUACCCCCGUCGCCAGUCAGAGAGGGGGGCGAGGAGGAGGGAUCAUCCAGAUACAGGCCAGGGAAGUCCUGCUGGACGGACAGCUCAAGAGUGAUGGUAAAUCAGGAUCCGGUGGGAGGGCAGGGGGUGGUGCAGGAGGCGGUGUAUCUAUUGUCACUGGCAAACUGAAGGGGAGUGGUGUCAUCGAUGUACAAGGUGGUGCUGUGGUGAAUCCUGGCUCCACUAAUUGUCCGGGAGGGGGAGGUGGAGGUGGAAGAGUCGCCAUUUACUAUGAAGACAAUCUGUUCACGGGAUCCAUCUUCUCCCAUGGUGGAAGGGGUGGAUACGAGUGUGGUGGGGCUGGCACUGUGUUGCAUAGAAACCUGGUUACAAAGGAAGAUAAACUUGUGGUGGAUAACAACAACUUGUGCUCACCCAGGGAACCCAAAAUAGACUUUGGGAUUUUGGGUGACAUUCAUCGAGGGGAGCACAGCUUUCACACCUGGCUGUAUGACCCCGCCGGGAGCCACACCCAUAACUUCAGCCAGAUCUACCUGUCUGGGUGGGCCCACCUGGCUCUCCACCGCAGGAACAUAGACAGCUUCACACAAAACGUCAUCAUCGCCAAGACGUCCGGAGACAAGAGUGGAAUGUUCCACAUCGGGCCACAACAGGAGCUGUUAGCUGAACUACCUGCGGACAGCCCUGACCUCCAGUUUGGCCUGCAGAUCUACCCCGGUGGAGUGAUGUCUGCCGAGCAGUAUCUGUUUGUCAACAACAUCACCAUAGAGCUGGAGGGGACACUGACGGGGGUAGAGAACCUUGUCAUUGGACCGCGGGGAAAAGUGAUACUCAAACCAUUUGGGAACAGCAGCAUAAUCCGAGAGAAGGAAAUAACUUUUACCAGUGUCAAGGUGGAGGGAGGGGGAGUGCUGGAGAUUAACAGUAACGGGAAGGGCAUGGUACUGAGGGGUGGUACCCUGGAGGUACAGAGUGGUGGCGAGGUCGUGGUGGACAGGAUAGACAUACAGGUGUCUCGUCUCAUUGUGGACAGCUCCGCCCACAUCCACGCUGAUGGAAAGGCACUGUCAUUCGGUGGAGGAAUUGGAGUGGGGUACAAUGGGGCGGGGGCAGGACAUGGUGGAAUGGGAGGGAGAGGAACCACCUCCCACCACGGCGGCUACUUCUAUGGAGAUGUAAAGGACCCAAAAGAUGCUGGCAGUGAUGCUAUAUUUGACCCUGGGUUUUCUACCAGUAAACCUGUGGUAUUACCAGGUGGUGGAGUCAUAAAGAUCAAUGCUACCACAUCAGCUACCAUCAAUGGAAUCAUCAGUUGUAAUGGUGCCUCUGCCCAAGAUAGAACAGGUGGAGCCAGUGGAGGCAGUCUGUGGUUACACACCAGAGAACUGUACGGAUCAGGAACUCUUCAAGUCAAUGGUGGAAAUGGUCUUUCUAGCACUGGUGGAGGUGGGGGUGGCAGACUGGCUGUGAGGUACACAGUAGAGGAGUGGACCGGAUCUUUUGAGGCAUACGGAGGAACCUCCAUUAGUGGAUACGGAGGAGCUGGAACCAUCUACAUUGAAAGUGGCUCAAAAACAAAGAUCAUUAUCGCUAACAAAGUGGCAUUCACCAUUAAGGAUGAUAUUAUCAACAUUGACAAAGACACCGUUUCUCGCUAUGAAAGCAGCCGUUCAUGGCUCACUUUCAGAUACAGUAGAACCAUAUCCGUGGAUGAACUGUUUUUGCUGAAUGGAGCUCAUUUAGCACUGGAGCCUAGCAUUUCUGCCUCUAUCACGUAUACAUUACAAGCGCAGAUCAUAUACGGAAGUGGAUUUAUUCAAGACAGCUCAAAACUUGGAACUCUUCACGUGGGACCCAAUCAGGAGAUUGUUGUCAAGCAGUCGUCACUCUACAUGGCAGCCAAUAUCAGAAUUUAUGAAGGUGGACAAAUGACCUUGCCCUCAUCUUCCAAAUGGAUCAAUGCCAGGAACAUCAUCAAUGGAACCCUAGGGGGUGUUUCCGAGGUCACACUCUUGAAUUCUAUGAUAAGACUAGGGCCUACGAGUCAGACUAAAGGGAUGACUUCUCCUGCCAAGUACAAGUUCAGUGCAGUUUCCAUUAUGGCCGACAGUGCUCUUCAGUCGAUUGGUGAAAACACAGUGUAUGUCUUUUCCUUUGAUAAGCUGUACAUUGCAGCCACAGGAGCGAUUGUAGGCUCAAGAAUCACCUUGGAAACCACAAAAGUGGAGAUAGAAGAAGGGGGACAACUCAAUCUGGAUGCUGGAUGUAAUCUGAAUGCUGGGAAAGGUCUGUCCUCCAGUGAUGAGGGGGCCAGUCAUGGUGGAGAGGGGGGUCGAAUUACCUCUUCUACUGCUCAGGCCUACGACAACUUCCUGACCCCCACAGAGCCUGGGUCAGGCUCCAGUAAAGCCAGGGGUGGGGGAGUUCUACACCUCUCCACACAGAGCCUUGUUCUUAGAGGAACCAUUUCAGCCAAGGGAGGGAACUCUUUGAGCAAUGCUGGGGGAGCAUCAGGUGGAAGUGUGUGGAUUCAGGUGUCAGCUGACAUUAGUAUCAGGGGUGAAGUCAGUGUGAACGGUGGAUCCAGUCAGAAGUUUGGGGGUGGGGGUGGUAUCAUCUCCAUCUCCUACCGCUCAGGUUUUGUGGACAUGGCUGGACUGACAGCCUAUGGCGGGUCUGGUGGUGAAAGGGGCGGGGCAGCAGGACCCAUAACUCUGACCCAGGGAGACUCAUUCACAAAAUACACACAGGUUAUAUUAAAGAACAGCCAUGCAACCCCUGCACUGUCCCAUUUGCCUACCCCAGACUAUAUAAUUCUUGUAAACAUAGACCUCAUAGUGGUAGAGGGCAGUGUUAAUUUUGGUUUUGGGCCCCGUGGCUCAGGAAAGCCCAGGAUUCAGGCUAAAGUGGGCCACAUCCAGGGCGGUGUGGACUCCAUGCUGAAUGUCUAUGACGGACAGGUCCUUUAUCUGUCCACUCAGUCAGCUUCCCUGGAGUCCGACCUGAGUCUACCCACCUCUGUCUAUGUACACGAGGGAGGGCUCAUAGAGCUGCCUGAGGAAGUACUCAUUGAGAAAUACUACACUCUAGAGCUUUGUGGGGGAUUGUUGGAGAAAACCCAGAAUCUGACGGUCAGGAAUUACGGGGCUCUGAUCAUUGGGCCUCCUGCUGGCAGCUUUGUGUCCACCACCACUAAUGACCCGAACACACUAAAGCUGACCACCCUGACUAUAGACUACAAUGGUAGACUGGUCAGCAGCUCCAAGUGUCAGAGUUCCUCGACAAAGACAACCCUUGAUCUGACUGUCCUCAAUGUUUUGGAAGAGUUCACUUUGGACGCCACUCAUUUUGCCUUAACUCCAGGAAAAAACGUCACCAAUUACCUUUAUCCGUCACUUAAUGCCACCUGCUCUGAAUCGGACAUGUAUGUGUAUAGAAACACAAACUGCACUCUGGAGCCAGGAUAUUAUGAAUUUGGAUCCAUUACCAUAGAACCCGGCGGUGUACUAUACAUUGAAGGAGAUUCCCAAGGACUAUCUACAACCACAGUCAGUGCUUCAGUGAUAGAUGUGAAAUCUGGAGGAUACAUUCGAGGAGUUGGGAGUGGAUAUCAGAGUGGUGGACCAGGCCAAGCCAAUGCCACUAACCAAGGAGCCAGUCAUGGUGGAGGAUCAGGGAAUCCAGUUAAUCCAUAUGGUUCAAUCAGUGAUCCAGUCUCAUUCGGAAGUAAUGGGUACGGAGCAACACCCACCAGAGGGCGAGGUGGAGGACAAAUUAAGCUGGUGGUUGGGGAAGUGUUGAGCCUCAAUGGAGACAUUGAUAUGAGUGGACAAGGCUCCUCCACUUCAGGGGGAAGUGGAGGGAGCAUCCUAGUGAACACAAGAGUCCUGUCUGGAAGUGGCAGGAUGUUGGUUGAGGGAGGGUCAGGAGGAGGAGGGGGUGGUAGGAUAUCAGUGACCGUCAAUGACACGUACCAGUUUACAGGGGUGCUGUCUGCUGCAGGGGACCCAAACAGCCAAGCAUCAGCAGGUACAAUAUUUGUGCAAACAAAAACCAACACUGGUCAAUUCAAAAGUGAAUUGAUCAUAUCUGGAAAAGGAGGAAAAACUAUCAUACAAGGUCAAACACUACCCAACCCAAUAGGAAAACUGACAGUGAAGAAAGAUGCCAAUGUAGAACUUCAGCAAUCCAUCAGAAUUGAAACUCUUGAAUCAGACAACACAGGUACACUAACAAUUAGUGGCCCAGCUCAGGUGAAUAUCAGUGCUUCUGAAGAUUUGAAAUUGGGCACCCAAUGCAACAUUAGAAUAAAUAAGGAUGCAGGUCUAGUCUUCACUGGUGAUGUUUUGGUGUCUGGAAACAAUCCAGAACUGAUUGUGGAUGGGCAACUGGAAGCAAGAAAACUAAGCAUUGGAAAACGUGGAAAGCUGGCAUUGGAGAGUACAGGAGUUUUGAAAAUAGACAAUCUAGAGGUUGAGGAAAAUUCUCAUGUAGAAAUUAAAGAUGGUGGAAAACUGGUGGCAAGAGACAUGUCAACAAAUCUUCAGCAGAUUAAGCUUGGUUAUAAAUCGUCUCUGACAUAUAAUGAGCAGAAUGUCAUGGUAGCUGCAUCCCAGUUCCACAUGAGCUCUCUCUCAACACUUAAGUCCACAACUGCAAUGAAAAACAUAACAAUUUUGGCAGAUGUUAUGACAAUGGAAACUGAUGCUGAAAUCUCAGUAAAAGGUGGUGGGGAGCUGAUAGGUCCAGGAGGUGGCAGCCCCACAAAGGGGGCCAGUUAUGGUGGAGAAGGGGCUGGAAAUGUGAAUACAACCUAUGGAUCCACCUCAUCUCCACUUAGCUUUGGAAGUGGAACUGGCACAGUGAGAGGUGGUGGAGUCAUCAAUAUUCAAGUGGAUGGAACUUUUCUAUUCAGUGGUGUACUGGAUGCCAGUGGCUCAGAUGUGAUGUCAGGUGGAGGCGGAAGUGGAGGGAGUGUAACAGUGGUAGCCGUCUCUAUGAAUGGACAUGGUCACAUGACUGUCAAUGGUGGAUCUGCUGGGACUGGAGCAGGAGGUGGUGGAGGAAGAAUAGGGAUCUCUGUACCUUCUGUUGGAGACUUCCAUGGAUCAUAUACAUCGUAUGGAGGGAAAGGCAACACUGCAUCUGGAGCAUCAGGAACAGUCUAUGUGAAUUACCAGCAAGCAGGUGGAGUGAAGAAAACUCUUGUGAUUGUGGACAACCAAGGUCAGAGCUCCACAGCAACAACUGUUCUUACUGACAUAGCUUCUCUGUCAACACUCAGGAUAAUGAAAAAUUCCAAGGCCAAGAUAUCUGGUUCCAAAAUCAAAAUACAAACCAUUGAAGGGGACUACUCAGGACUUGUCACGGUUCAAAGGGGACAAGAAUUUGAUAUUGCUACACAAUAUGGAACCGUGGAAGCUUACUCACUCCAAUGUAAGAUUCUGAUCAGUGAUUCUGGUACAGCGAUUCUUCCUGCCAAGCUUCAUCUAGAGGAUGCUUCAUUCUCUCCUGAUGAACCCUAUAAUCUAGAUGUAAAAGGCACUAUGGUGGGUAUGCAGGAGUUGGUGGUAGCCAAAGGUGGAAAAGCAAGGAUAUCAUCCACAAGUAUCUCAGGCCCCCGAGCUUCACAGCUAUCCCCUGCUGGUACACUAUCCCUGACAAAGCUGGACGUCAACACUGGUGGAUAUCUAGAGCUGGGAACGGAUUCUGACAGCAAGUUCACAGUUGAAAUUUUGAGUAUCAUUAAUGUUAAAUUUGGAGGGGAAAUAUAUGGUAAAUACCUGAGUAUCAAAGCUAAAGACCUGCAAGUGGCUUACACAGGGAUUUUGGGAGUGUCAGGGGGUGGAUUUUCCGCAGACCAGGGGCCAGGUGCGGGACAAAGUGGAUCAGGAGGAAGUUAUGGUGGAAAUGGAGGAAUGGCUGUGUCAGGCUCACUUGCUCUCAACGAUACAUAUGGAUCCAUCGAUUCAGCAAAUCUCUUUGGAUCUGGUGGAGGAAGUGGUAGUGGAAAAGGAGGAUCUGGUGGUGGAAAACUAGAAGUGGCCAUAAGUGGAACAACGACACUUAAUGGAAGAAUGGAAUCUGAUGGAAAAGAUGGAACUCAGACUGAUGAUGGCGGUGGAUCUGGUGGUUCCAUUUCAAUCAUCACACGCAGCAUAAAAGGAUAUGGUUAUGUGUCUGUGGUAGGUGGCAGUGGAAGAUCAUCAGGUGGAGGUGGUGGGGGUGGAAGAAUCACUUUGGAUGCUAUGAAUGACUAUGAGUUUACUGGAAAGUAUCUAAUGAGAGGAGGAAGCUCCUCAAGCUCACAAGCAGGAGGUGCAGGUACAGCCUACCUGUUAUACCGAGUCAAUCGUCUUAACUACUAUGUGUUGAUAAUGGACAACGCAGGGGCCACAGGAACCAGCAUUUCUUCAACAUACAUUGAUAUAACCUCUGUCACAAACUUUGAGGUCGAUCAGUUCAGGAUUGGUGACCAGACCUUGGUGGUGUUGAGGUCCCCCGGGGUCCAUUACGUGGGGAGGUCCCUGUCUUGUGGCAGUGACAGUGUCAUCAGUGUGAUGGAUGAGGUCACCUUCAGUGCCGACAUGGGACUAGAACACACCAAACUAACCUGCAGUCUAAAGCUGUCAGAAAAGGGAGAAGCCAGACUUCCCAAAACAGUGGAGCUGUUAGGUGCUGAUAAUGAUUUCAAGGGAACUCUAACCAAUAUUCGAGACUUAGUGGUUGCACCUGGACAGAAGGCCACCUUUGCUGCUCAAACCAAGACAUCCUCCACCAGUGGAAACUGGACCACUGAGGCAGGAGCUUACAGAUUUUCCACUUUCAUCAUCAAGGACUACGCUGUGGUUCAGUUUGAGACCACUGGUAAGACACUAACCCUGGGGAGGCUGGAGAUACAGUAUGGGGCAGUCCUCAACUCACAGAGACUUCUACUACAGAGUAACAACAUCAUCCUUCAUCCCGGGUCAUUGCUUGACCUUUCUGGUAAAGGUCAUUCUGCAGGUCAAGGUCAAGGAGCAGGCUUAACAGUGAGUGGUGUGGGCACAGGUGGUGGUCAUGGUGCCCCUGGUGGUUCCCAGUCUGAGUCUGUGACAGGCGGUGCUAUGUAUGAUGACACUCGGGUGCCGACAUCAGCAGGCAGUGGUGGUGGUGACAGUUCCUCCGGGGUGGGGGGAGCAGGUGGAGGCUUCCUGAACAUAUCCACAUUCUACGAAGUCAACGUGGAAGGAAAAAUUCUGGUUAAUGGCGCAGCUGGAAGUGGAACAGGUGCAGGAGGAGGAAGUGGUGGAACCAUCAUCAUCAAAGCCCAGAAGCUGAUUGGUCAGGGCCUGGUGUCAUGUGACGGGGGGCUAGGUAGAGGAUUAGGUGGAGGUGGGGCAGGAGGAAGGAUACAGAUAAUCCUAGAGGAACUAUACAAGUUUCCUGGCUCAAUAACAGCUUACGGUGCUGGAAAUUCUGACAAUCUGAACAGUGUAAAGGCUGGUGCGGGAACCAUCUACAUCAAAGAUAAUACAAGAGGGGUUCCGAAUGAAAAGUUGAUCAUAGCUGGAAAUACUGUAGAUCCACUCCAGAAGCAAACUCGCACAAUGAUCACUGGCUCUCAGUUCCAGUUUGCUGAGGUUACUUUGAAAGGAUAUUCACAUGUUGAAUUUGGCAGUUCAACAUCUGAGUUUAGAAUUUCAAAGAUUUUUGGAGACAAUACGGGCUGGCUGUAUGUUAGAGACCAGCAGAUUCUACGAGCAGAGUAUGUAGAGGGAAUACAGAAUCAUCUAAUCACCAACAUCAACAUAGACCUGGAUAAAGAUGCAACUCUGCAUACCCCACUGAACAUGACUGUAGCCGGAACGACUUUGAAUCUUCGUGGGCAAGUGACUUUCAACAACCUCAUUGUUGAGAAGAAUGGUGUGGUCAAUUUGGAUUCCUCAUCCUACACAGCAACCUACUCUCUCGGGGCCUACCAGCGGACCAGUGCACCAGGGCAGUAUCAGCUGGGCUAUCUGGGACUGAAACGUGGGUCAACAUUUAAUCCGUUGGAUGGACUUAACCUUCUGGUAGCAAAAAUGGAAAUGAAGCGUUUUGUUGUUCUCCUGACAGACUUUGUCAAGAUUCAAGCUAGUAGCCUAACUUUGGAAAGAGGGGCUGAGUUGAAUGUUGCAGGAAGGGGUAGGGUGGAAGAUGCUCCUGCUCUUGGUCAUGGAAAGAUGUACGGUGGAGGAUCAUAUGCCAGUGAGGGCGGAGUAGGCAAUGGUCAAACACUCAGUGAUGUGUCUCAGCCAUAUGGAACUCUAUACAAACCCACAGUGCCUGGAUCACCUGGAGGAAAUGGAGCUAAAGGUGGAGGAAAUAUCCAGAUUGCUGCUGACAUCAUCCACCUGGAUGGUUUCCUGAGAGCAUCUGGAGGGAGUUCCUCAUCAGGUGGGGGUGGAAGUGGAGGAAGUAUCUAUGUCGUCUGCUAUCAAGUUCUGAAAGGACUGGGAACCAUGGAAGCUAAUGGAGGAAGUGUGACCAGUAACAGAUAUGGAGCUGGGAGUGGAGGAAGAAUUGCCAUAGAAACAGAAAUGGAUUUAUUCUCAAACAAUGGAAAGUUUUCAGCUGCUGGUGGAAACUCACCUGCUACCAAUGGCAGAGGUGGGCCAGGAUCUAUUUAUACAAAAUCAGGCAAAGGCAAAAGUAUUCUAGAGACUCUAAUUAUUGACAAUUUUAAUGGUCAGAAAGAAUAUUAUGCUCUCCUGGAUGAAUCUGAAGUAGAUCUGGUGUUUGAUAUGGUAGAAAUAAAGAACUAUGCCAAGUUGCAAAUCAUUGAGGAUGGAAAAGCAAGGUCCCUUAUCAUCAAUAAAAUUAAAGGAGAUGGCACAGGUUUGCUGAGAAUGAAAGCCAAUCACAAAGGAACCCUGGAAAGAGAUAGCAAAACAUUCAUCAACUCCAAGCUAGAAAUCAAUCUUGAAUUGCACAAUGGUGGAGAGUUUAUCCUGUCAGAGACGACGACCAUUCUGGGUCGAGCCACCGUGGCCUUGGAUUUGGACGGAAUCCUGAGGGGAGUGGUCAAUCUGAUUCUGGGAGCGAAUCGUUACAUGAGAAUGGGCAGCAACGCCAUGAUAGUGCCAUUCAAAGCUACAUCUCUGUCGGGUCAGGCUCGAGUGACCUUCGGUCUUCUCCAGCUAGAUCCAGGAAGUCGGAUUGACUAUGACAAGGAAACCGGGGCAGACAUGCUGCUGGGGGUGCUCAAUGCCAAGUUUAAAUCCACCAUCACUGCAGACUACUUCAAUAUCACGUGUUCAAAGGUUCUGGUAGAAUUGGAGGCCCUGAUAUCUGCAGCCAGUACAGACCGGGCUCAGUCAAAUGGGAUAGAUGUCUACACAGGGCAGGGUAAACAACUGAGUGGAAGGAAGGGAGGGGCAGGACAUGGAGGUGUGGGAGGGGGACUCCCCGAUGCAGCGGGGGACUCCUACAACUCUUUGUACACACCCACCCAGCCAGGGAGUCGGGCCAAUCUAGUGGGCGGAAAAGGGGGUGGCAAAAUCUACCUCAAUGUCGGCAGCCUGAUGUUCAAUGAUGGAGAAAUAUCUGUGAAUGCUACUGGUUCAGCCAAUGGAGGGGGAAGUGGAGGCAGCAUCUGGAUUAAAGCCUACUUGAUUGAAGGUUACGGGGUGUUCUCCAGUGUAGGGGGUAGAAGCAGUGGAGCCAAUGGAGGGGGGUCAGCAGGCAGAAUCGCCAUCCAUUCUUCCAGGAUCAUCCAGUACCAGGGCAGGUACCAGGUGUUUGGGGGUGAGGCCGCUGAUGACAGUAACGCAGGAGGGGGAGGAACUGUUUACCUGCAAGACAUCAGGAAGGGGCAGGUGUAUAGACGUCUUUUGCUGGACAACUUCAACAGACCACUGGAUAAGUACUCCACCAUUGAUGAAGGACCUCAAAGAGACUUCAGUUUUGAUGAGGUGCACUUGAUGAAUCAGGCCUCCCUUCACGUCCGAGAUAUGAACGAGCCAAUCAACAUUGACAUCAGGAAGUUGGUUGGAGACCGCUCGGGAUUGCUACACAUCCACAAGAAGCAGAAACUGGUAGCGGAGUUUGAAGAUGCAGUUCGACAAGCUUUCACAUCAGGUGUUAAUUUCAUCAUUGAUGAAGAGGGAGAAAUCAUCUUUCCAGCCAUUACCUAUGUCUAUGGAAAGGGUGUGCUGUUUCCAAGCUUUGAAGAGAGAAGGUCUUUAAUGAUUGAGGGUCAGCUAACAGGUAUCAACGAUCUUGUCCUGGGAUUUGAAACGCUGAUGUACUUGGGAGUUAAUGCCAACACUGCGAGAUAUGGGAAUGAUGAUACAGAAGAUCCAGGCAAUGUGGAGUUUGGAACUAUAGAUCUACGUGGAUUGUCACAAAUUUUGUACCAAGCUGAUCUUACAAUGAAAGCAAAAGUAGGGAAAAUUGAUGUUCGUUACAAAGCAAAGAUAUCAGCUGAGAGUAUACGUUUGAUGGCUGGAGUAUUAAAUGUUGAAGCAGGAGCAAUAAUGACAUCAUCAGCUAAAGACAGGCCAGCCGACACAAUAGAUAGUAGGCUAGGAUCAGGGCUAUCUUUCACUGUAUCAUCCACUCCCACUGGAGCUGGUCAUGCCAGCCCAGGGGGUGGUAUCUACAACAGCACAGGUCAUGUGGUGUAUUUCAGUGGUUCCUAUUAUGACAGCCUUUAUCGUCCAAAAGAGAGAGGAAGUUCCGGAGGAAAAUCCAGGUCUCACAUUGGAGGCAGAGGGGGAGGUGUUAUUGAUCUGGAGAUUGCAUCCGAGUUAUUGGUAGAUGGAGAAAUAAGCACAGAUGGUUCCAAUGGAGACUCCACAUCUGGUGGUGGUAGUGGUGGUACCAUCUAUGUAAAGUCCAAGAACCUGGAAGGUCAUGGUCUUUUCACUUCUGCUGGAGGAUCUGGUGUUUGUGGGGGCUCAGGGGGACGAAUUGCUUUCUGGCUUGACACCCAGAUCUACUUUUUUGGGACAUACGAGACAACUGGAGGAGUGGGGAGAUCACAGACUGACCUGACAACUGGUGGACCGGGUUCGGUGUACAUCAAUGACACCAGAUUUGGCAGACCAUACCAGCAGUUCAUUCUAGACAACAAUGCCCGAUCAUGGGACCACUAUUACACCUUGGACGAAGCUGGUGUCACAGACUAUUACUUUGAUGAAGUGCACCUUACCAGAAAUAUCUCCUUACAGCUUAAAUCAGGUGAUGGAAUCAACAGAGGGCUCACAGUAACAAAAAUCUUUGGAGAUAGAACCGGCCGUCUGCAUCUCAAGUCCAAACAGGUUGCACGCAUAGAGGAGCUACAGUCAGUCAUGAAGUCGCCUAUCAAUCUGUGGGUAGAUGAGGGGGCUCGGGCCUUCCUCUCUCCUUUAGUGUACAUGUUGGGCAUGGGGGAGAUUGCUUUCAUGUGGAAUGGUGAGAUUGUAGGAGUGAGGCAUAUGAGAAUUGUUCCUGGCCGUAAAAUCAGCGUCAACCCCCAGGCACAGACCAGUUGGGUCAGAAACGGCACCCUGAUACAGGGGGUGCCAGGCUGGUUCCAAUUCGCCAGUCUAGAGGAAGGAGCUGGGGCUGAAAUGAUUCUCCCUCCCCCAAUGGGUCUUCGUCUCACUGUUGGGUUUCUUGAUAUAAAGUUUGAUGCCAUAUUCAAGUCUGACACAUUUGAAAUAGAAGCGACAGAUUUCUUUCUGGAGCCCCUGGCUCGCUUCAUCUGUGUAGGCACAGCCCCUGUGGGAGGCCCCGGGCGUGCUAGGGUCAGCCACACCGGGGCAGGACAUGCUUCUCUGGGUGGAGGAAAUGCUACACAUUCGACAGUCGGGGGAGAGGCUUAUGGGUCCCUCUACCGCCCCACAGAUCACGGGAGUCAGGGAGGGGUGGGCGACAAUGGACUGCUUGGAGGGAAGGGAGGAGGAACUGCCAAAAUCACAGUGGGAGCAAUCUUUCAGCUCGAUGGAAGACUGGAGGUGGAUGGUGAAGAUGGCAAAGACAAUGGUGGAGGAGGAAGUGGAGGAUCCGUGUGGAUAAGAACAGACCACUUCAGAGGCUAUGGGUCAGUGUCUUCUAUGGGAGGUAAAGGUCAUGGCAUUGGUGGGGGUGGGUCAGGGGGAAGAAUAGCCGUCCACACCUCCAGUGCCAAUGAAUAUAAGGGCUUUUUCCUGGCCGUUGGACAGAAGGGAACCAGCACAGGAGACAUGGGCGGCCCAGGGACGGUGUUCAUUGAGGAUAAAACCUCAGAGUUCGAAUAUCAGUCUCGUCUGUACCUUGAUGGACAGAAUCUGUCCCCAGCAAAGCCUGUUGUUAUCUGGGAGAAGAACCCAAGAGUUUUGGCCAGCAAUGAAACCCUGGACAACAAUGCUGAUGUCAGCUUUGACCAUCUUAUGCUCAACAAAAAGGCACAACUGGAAAUUUCUGAAGGCAGAGACAACAUCAGGAAGUUGAAUUUAGGUCUGGUUCUAGGAGACAAGACUGGAGUACUGCACCUGCAGAGUACACAGACCUUCUACAUAGAGUACGACCAAUACCAACUUCUUAGAUCCUCCCCUCCCUGCAGCUUCCUGGUGGAUGAAGGCAGUGAAAUGUGGGCGUCGGCAGACUUCCGCCUGAUUGGACUGGGGAUUCCUGUUCUAAAACUGGACGGUCAUUUAGCUGGGGUGAUGAACCUGACCUUGGGUCACCAGCUGAGAGUGGAGAUAUCAGAGACGGCCUCCAACAGUCGUCUGGUCGGAGGAACACAUGUGACUUUGGAAAAAGGAACAUUGGGUCUAGGAGUCCUUUCAAUGCAGGCCAAUGCAGAAAUUAUCCACACCAAGGAAAUAAAACUGGAGACGUCGGACAUCAUGAUGAGGUACAGUUCGCUGAUUCAGGCCGACAGCAUCAACAUCUCGUCGGGGACCCUUCACAUGGAGGGUGAGGCUAGGCUAGACACCACAGCUAGAGGAGACACUCAGUCCGUGGUAAACCCGGGGGUGGAUCCAGCAGGGAACGGGCUGGGAGCGGGGCACGGAGGAUUCGGGGGUGGAGCUGAUCUCAUCAAUUACACCAGUGCUUCUGCAUAUGGAUCUUAUAAAAUGCCAAAGGAUCCAGGAAAUGUGGGAGGUGGAUCUGGUGGGGGUACAGGGGGUGGAACAAUACAGGUAAAUGUGGCCCGAUACCUCCAUCUGGAUGGUGUGCUGACAAGUGCAGGUGGCUCUGCUACGUCCGGUAACAGUGGUGGUGGCAGUGGAGGGAGUGUGCUGGUGUUAGCCACAAACUUCUCCGGACAUGGCCAGGUGGUGGUGUCCGGUGGUAGCGGCAAUGAGUAUGGCCACGGUGGUGCUGGUGGUAGAAUAGCGGCGCAUGUGUCAUGGUUCAGGGAAUACAGCGGUGACUACAUUGCAUUUGGUGGCUACAAAGGUGACAAGAGCACUCAUCAGUUUGGUAAUGGAGCAGGAGGAACAAUUUACUUCACUGAUUCCAACUCUGGCAUCACUUCCAAGGAAUUCAUCACCACACCAGAAGGCAUCAAGUACUUGGACGGAUUCCGGAAACUCCUGAUUGAUAAUGAUGACCGCAACAAGAAGAUUCCAACCAUCAUCAUGACUGAAGAUUCUAGCUCCGUGUUUGAAUUCGAUGAACUGGAAGCAAACAACCAUGUAGUGCUUCAGAUGCGGGGUCAGAAUUCUGAGCUUGUCGUCCACAAGUUUAAUGGAGACAGAACAGGUUUGAUGCAUAUUUUGGCCGGGCAGGUUAUCCAUGUUGAGUACAAAGAGUCCACAACAGGGUACACUGUGGCUCCAGUCAGCUACCUGGCUCAGUCUGACACAGAGAUUGUUCUUCCCUCAACUGUUAUCAUGCUGGGAACCAGGAGUCAGAUAGGGGGUCUGAUGACCAAUGUUCAAAAUUUGACAGUGGCUGAGGGGGCCAAUGUCGUAUUCUACUCUACUUCUCAGACAGCUCUCAGGGAGAACGGAAGUUAUGUGCACAUGACAGAAAAAGGCAACAUCAGUUUAAGCCAUCUUGUUAUUCAAAGAGGAUCAAAGGCAACAUUCCUAGAGAGUGAAGCAAGUCUUGUUAUAACCAUCAAUAGAUUGGCAAUCCGAUAUCAAGGUAGGAUGUCACUAAACACAGGCACCAUCUAUUCUGACUCUGGAGUCAUUGAAAGUGAAGGAGUCUUGUUGCUAGCAUAUGAAGGUUAUGAGGCUGAAUCAGGACCUGGUGGUUCUAGGACCAUCGGAAACCUUGGUUAUGGAGCAUCUCACGGUGGCCAUGGUGGUGCUCCCAGUGGAAGCAUAGGAGGACCAACAUAUGACUCAGUUUAUAAACCCCUUCAUCCAGGUAGUGGAGGUGGAAAUGGAAAAGGGCAAGGUGGAAGAGGUGGAGGAUAUCUGGUCUGGGAAAAUGGAAAGGAUCUGUGGAUCGAUGGUCAUUUGAAUCUUGAGGGUGAACAAGGACAUGGCCAGAAUGCUGGUGGAGGAAGUGGAGGGGGACUGAUUAUUGUGACUCUGAACUUCACUGGAUAUGGUCAUGUGGAUGUCAGUGGUGGAGCAGGAUCAGCCACUGGAUCAGCAGGAGGUGGAAGUGGUGGUAGGAUGGGCAUCCACAUCAAGUUUAAGAAUCGAUUUGCAGGCUGGCUUGAUGCAACAGGUGGACUAGGAUCAGGUCAAAUCCCAUCAGGAGCAGCAGGCACUGUCUACACAGAAGAAACAGACAAGGGUCCAAAGUAUGCCGACAUCAAGUAUGAUGCAUCCACAAACAAGACAAGCACCAAAGCAGCUUUCAGAAGAGUGGAGGUCAACAACAAAGACAUAGACAAACAUUUAUAUAAAGAUCAUGGUGUUCCCUGGCUGUAUACAGUAAUCACUGAAGGUCCAAAAGACUACUAUGAAUUUGAUGAGAUGGAUCUGCAAGGCCAUGCCAACCUUCAGUUUGGGUAUCCACUCAAAGACUCCCUCAAUGUGACAAUUGUUGCCCAUAAAUUUAAUGGUGACAACACAGGGUUGUUGAAUCUGAGAGAACUCCAGCAACUGUUUGUGGAGGUUGUGGAAUCUGUCUCAAAUGAAACAUUUGCUCCCUGCAGUUUUAAGAUUGAAGCAAAGUCUGAAAUUGUGUUUCCAAAACGGGUCAACCUCUUUGGAAGGAGAACAUGGAUGGAAGGGUUGAUGACAGGAGUGGAAGAGUUCAUGAUCAGAGGUGGAGCUGAUGUCAAAUUUUAUCCUACUGCUCAUACAGCCUACAGAGAGAACAGCACUCGGGUACAAAUGACAGAGCCAGGAAACUUUGACUGGAGUGUCUUGAAGGUGAUGUGUGAAUCAGAGCUAGAAUUCACAGCCAUUGAUGUGGCUGUUGUCUUAUCAGUCUCGGAGUUUUAUGUGAAAUAUCAUGGACUGCUAAUGAUGAAGUUAACCAAAAUAGAAUCUACCUAUGCCCACAUUGAAGCUGAGGCAGAGUUCAACAUGAACGGGAAAGGGAACGUAGGUGAGACAGGUCUUGGGCGGGGUUGGACUAAUUCCUCGGAUGGAGCUGGUCUGGGAGCUGGUCAUGGAGGAUGGGGUGGAGGCAAUGAACCAGUUUUUGGUGGAGAACCAUACAACUCAGUAUAUGAACCUGGCUAUGGGGAAGAUCUUCCAACACUUAAGUUUGCUGGCAGUGGUGGAGGACAUGGGGGUGGAGUAGGAGGAGCUGGUGGAGGAUAUCUCAUCUGGAAUCUAGGAGAUCUGCUGGAGAUGAAUGGUAUUCUAUCACUGAAUGGAGAUGAUGGUUUGAGAAGUUAUGCUGGGGGUGGAUCAGGUGGGAGUGUAUUGAUAACCACAACCAACAUGACUGGUCAUGGCAUAAUAAGUGUCAGGGGUGGAUCAGGGAAUGUGCUAGGUGGAGGUGGAGCUGGGGGAAGGAUUUCUAUCAAAUGUCGGUGGAGAUAUCAAUAUGGAGGACAGUUUCACAAUUAUGGUGGAGAUGGUGGAAGUCUAAAGAAGCAGGCAAGAACUGGGGCUGCUGGAACCACCUACAAGGAAGAGAAUUUGAGAGAGCUGGAAUACAGGCUGAAAAAAUAUGACCCAGUUCACAAUACCACAUUUUUGGCAGUUGAUCAUACAUAUGUUCACUCAGAUAACAAUCUUAAAUACAGCCCAGCUGGAACUCUGCUGAUGGCCAAUGAAACCUUUGACUAUGAAUUUGACGAGGCAGAAUUAACAGGAAGUUCUUGGCUACUCGUAUACCACCCCACAAGCCAGAGUAGAAAUGUGACGGUAAUCAUUCACAAGUUCAUGGGGGACAAAACUGGAAUCUUACAUCUGCGCUCCAGGCAGCAUGUGUUUGUGGAGGUGGUGGAAGCUGUGCUCAAUAGAACUGAAGCACCAUGUGGAUUCAUCAUUGAGAAUGGCGCAGAAAUAAUACUACCUGAAGAAGUUCACAUCCAUGGAGUCAGAGGAAUGUUUGCAGGGCAAAUGACAGGGGUACUGGAGCUCUUUAUAGAAGGAGGUGCUUAUACUAAUUUUGUAUCAACGGCCAACACAGCACUGAUGGAGAAUGGAACCAGAUUCCGAGUGUCUCAGCAGGGCCAUUUCCAGUGGGACAACCUCCACGUGAAAAUGAAUGGGCAGGUUGAUUUUGAAAAGAUAACAAAAACCCUAAAACUUGAAAACAGUGAAAUGAAGGUCAAAUACCAAGGACAACUUUUCAUGAAUGAUGCUGAAAUUUAUUCAUCUUACGUCUGGGUAGAGAGUCAGGGAAUUUUCCACAUGAAUGGCAGAGGCCAUAAAGCAGAGCAAGGACCUGGGGCAGGGAGAACUGUGAGCAAUGAAGGAUAUGGCGCUGGUCAUGGUGGAUAUGGAGGAGCUCCAAAUCCUGUAGAUGCUUCUGAACCAUAUGGAUCUGUUGUCACUCCACAUCAGCCAGGCAGUGGUGGUGGAAACGGAUUGGGACAAGGUGGAUCCGGUGGUGGAGUUCUCUUCUGGAAGAUUGGACAGAGAAUGGAGCUGAAUGGAUUGUUAGCAUUGCAGGGAUCUAGUGGUAUCAACCUCAAUGCUGGAGGUGGAAGUGGGGGAAGUCUGUUGAUUGAGACCACCAACUUUACAGGGCACGGAGAGAUCAAUGUCAGGGGAGGGGACGGGACAGGGACGGGGGGAGGAGGGGCAGGGGGGAGAAUAGGGAUACACUGUGAGUGGAGAUACAGCUAUGGGGGGAAAUACAGAAACCGAGGGGGUGAUGGCGGUCCUGGAAAGAAAGUCUCACAUGGUGCAGCUGCUGGUACUACCUAUGUGGAGAAUAACUUCAGACCCCUGGAAUACAGGAUUCUAAAGUACAUGAAAGAAUCCAAUCAAACCUACUUCCGUGUGGAUCAUCUAUAUGUUCAUAUUGAUAAUGAAGGCAAUGCUGUGCCUGUUGCCACAGUCAUCAUGGAAGAUCAGAGUGAGGUGUUUGAGUUUGAUGAGAUGGAGAUAACAGGCUUCUCCAGAGUGUUGAUUUAUCAUCCAGUGUCCGACCAUGUCAACCUUACAGUGCAUCGCUUCAUUGGUGAUAGAACGGGUCAACUCCAUCUCCGAGCAAAUCAGCUAGCCCUCAUUGAGUAUGUGGAGUCCAUCUCCAAUGUCACAGAGGCACCUGUAAGUUAUAUCAUCGAUGAGGAUUCAGAAGUGAUCUUCCCAACUGAGGUUCACAUCCAAGGCAUCAACACUACUCUAGCAGGACUCAUGACUGGAGUUCAUCACUUCUAUGUGGAAGACAAGGCUGUUGCUGUUGUAGAAGCUUCCUCUCAGACUGCUCUAUUGCAGAGUGGAAAAUAUGUGGAUAUAACAACCAAAGGAAACUUCUCGCUUCCCUCAAUCAAUGUCCAAAUGGAUGGAGUUCUCGAGUUCCGAAGAAUUACUAACUCACUAACCAUCACAACGGCAUUUUUGGAAAUCAAAUACCUUGGGUCUGUGUUCAUGAAUCAUGGAUACAUAGAUGCAGGUGAGAUUGACAUGGAAUCUGAAAGUCAGAUCAGUCUGGAUGCAAAAGGUUACAGAGCUGAAGGUGGACCAGGAGCAGGAAAGGGUACAGCAGGGGGAAGUUAUGGAGGACAAGGAGGCUGUGCUGACCCAGAUAAAUCAUAUGGAUCUUUAUUUACACCAAGUCAUCUUGGAAGUGGAGGAGGGGGAAAUCAAGGUGGUGCAGGAGGUGGAUUUGUGGAAGUAAAUGUUGGCAGAAACAUUCACGUGGAUGGAAAUUUCAAGACCUAUGGAGGAGAUGCCCAGGGUUCUAAUUCUGGAGGCGGAAGUGGAGGAUCAAUUUUGAUUAAAGCUUUUAACUUUAGUGGACAUGGCGUACUGGAUGCCAGUGGUGGUGGUGGUAUUGGCACUGGAUGUGGAGGGAGUGGUGGGCGGAUUGCUGCCCACAUUGGAUUCCAGAAUAAUUUUGGUGGAUUUUAUCUGGCACAUGGUGGAAAAGGAGGAUCUUCAACUAACCACACACUCUCAGAUGGAGGGCCAGGGACAAUAUACAAGUACGAGUCUAACAGGGGACCACAGUACAGGGAACUCAAAUACAGUCCAAGACUAAAUGAAACACUGAUUAAACCGGAACAUUCAAAAUUGACGGUGGAAAAUGCAAAUUUGAAAACCAUAAACCCAGGAGUAGUGAUGGAGGAGAACAGUGUUUACUAUGAGUUUGAUGAAGUCCAAGUGGAGGGAUAUGCCUAUGUCCAUUUCUAUCACCCAGGAUCUGCUGCCAAUGUCACCGUGGUGAUACAUGAACUGACUGGAAACAAAAAAGGAAUGGUGCGUGUUCAAUCCAACCAGCAGGUUUUGGUGAACUUUGUGGAGUCCACCCACACUUACCUCGAUGCACCCUGUGGAUUCCACGUGGACAGAGGGGGUGAGCUUGUUCUACCAACAACAGUGUUUAUCACCUCAGAGCAGUGGAUUCUGGGGGGCAGGCUUGUAGGGGUGGAAGAUCUGAUCAUAGAAAGAGGGGCAGAACUCAUUCUCAUACAGGAUGCCCACACCAAAGAUGUCCAGUCUGUAGAUUUGAUGUACUUGAAGUCAGAAUCAGACUCCUUCACUCCCGGGCUUGUACAGUUUGGAACUCUUGUUGUGAACAAUGACGGAGUCUUGACUACUUUGACCAAUCCUGUGAAGUCUUACAUCAUGACCUCCACUACCAGUGUGAAGAAUGGCGGGAAGGUACAGAUGAACAGUCUGUAUGUCAUCUACAUCUCCUCCUAUCUGGAGGUUGAGAAGGGAGGGCUGGUGGAUGGAGAGGGGCAGGGAUUCAUUGCUGGACAGGGACCAGGGGCAGGAAGUACAGGGACUUUGGAUGCGUCUGGAGGAAGCUAUGCCAGCUAUGGUUCUCCUGGAUACCACUCAAAUGCUGUGUCACAGCUACCCUAUGGUAACACCCUGAGACCGUCUGUCCCAGGAAGUGGUGGCGGAGGACCUUCAGGCGGUGCAGGAGGAAAUCAUGUGAUCAUGAAUGUCGGAAAGGUGUUAAUUAUAGAUGGAGUGGUUUCUGUAAAUGGAGGAAAUGGAUUAUCCACCACACAGGCUGGUGGUGGGAGUGGAGGUGGUAUCCACAUUGAUUCCCCCAGUCUCGUGGGCUAUGGAGUGGUCAGAGCUAAUGGGGGCACUGGUUACCAUGGAACUUGGAACGCAAAUGUGUACAAAAAUGGCGGUGGUUCAGGGGGUGUAAUCAGUGUAUACCUGGAAGAGAGACUCAGAUUCCGUGGAAGAAUAGAGGCAGUGGGUGGAUCAGGGAAUCUGGGGGGUGGACCUGGUACAGUCCUGGCAAGGACAGCUACAGGAGCCGACUUGUUCAUAGAGAUAUGGAUAAACAAUCUGAACCGUGGACAAGUCGACGCAUGCGAUUACCCUACGAAGCUCAUAAACAUCGAGUCUGUUGACGUGCUUCAUCUUCAAAACAGAGCUUGUGCCAAAUUAGAUAAAAACGUCUUACGAGUUGGUUACCUUGCUCCAGGAUCAGGUCUGUUGUACGUGUCUGGCUCAAAUGUUGUAAUCAUCGCAGAAGACAUAGUACAGACACACCUUGAAGCCAAUGUCUUCAGCAGCUCAGGUUCAAUCAUAAAGCUCCCCCUCAACACUUACGUAGAGGCCAAACUGACAGUGUGGGGCUUGUUGAGAGGAGUGGAGCAUUUCUAUGUGAGGGGCCAAACAGAACUGAAGCAGACGGGUGGAGCAAGCUGCUCCUCGAGAUCUGCCCCCACUGCGAGGUAUCAGUUCACGACUUGUACAGUCAUGUACACUGGAAAGCUGACACUGGAAGAUGCAGACUACACGUCAGAUGUGGGCACAAAUGUGGUUUCUAGUUAUGUCCACAUUCAGCACUCUGGAAGCAUGCAGGUCACAAAGUCUGGAUCGGUUUCCACUUUCUUGUUUGAGCUUGAGAAAUCAGGAAGAGUUUAUGGUGACAGCUUGUCAUACACAGCUAACACCGGCCCAGGUGCAGGGAACACAAAUAGAGCUGGGUCAGGGGCAGGACAUGGAGGAACAGGGGGUGCUGGGAAGGGCUGUGAGUUCUCCUCAGGAGGAGGGGCAUAUGAUGAUGCAUAUCUACCAGUAUUAGGCGGAAGUGGAGGAGGAUCCUGCAGUCAUGGUAGGAGUGGAGGAACAGGAGGGUCUGCUAUCCGUAUCGUUUCAUUACAUGCCUCAUUUAUAGAAGGCCGAUUAACUUCUACAGGUGGCAGUGGAUCUGGUGGAGGUGGGGGUGGUAGCGGUGGUGCCAUCUGGGUGGAUAGUGAUGUCAUCGAGGGUUGGGGUUUGAUUCAGGCAAAUGGAGGGUCAGCUUAUUCUGAUUGUGAGGGAGGCUGUUUUCGUUCAAGUUGUUGCUGUUACCAUUAUGGAGGUGGUGGGGGUGGAGGCAGGAUUCGAACCUUCUCCAGCAAUCAUACACAUUUAGUUGUCCACAAGCAGCGCUAUGUCAGUGGGGGUCCUGGAGCAGGAGACAAUGGGGCCUCUGGGUCAUUGGUCGAUUACCACGGGAACAAAUGCAGUGGUCAUGGUACCAUGAGUAAUGGAGUUUGUACCUGUAGAAAUGGCUAUGUAGGGUCAGACUGCCAGUUUGAAUGUGAUUCAGACUCGGUGUGUAAUAAUCAUGGUAGUUGUUCCCAGUCUGGUGCUUGUACUUGUGAGGAGGGUUAUGGAGGUCAAGGAUGUGAUGUCCAGUGUCAUAGAAACACCUCAUGUUCUGGCCAUGGCUCCUGUGCUCUCUGUGGAAACUGUGUUUGUGACCCCUGUUUCCAUGGAAAUGAUUGUUCCAACAUGUGCUCAGGUCAAGGUCAGUGUGUGGCAGAUCAGUGUCAGUGUGAUGCUUGUCAUCUGGGUGACUUUUGUGAGAGCGAGUGUAACGGACAUGGAAAGUGUCAGGCAGGAGUUUGUGAGUGUGAUGCAAACUGGUAUGGCAGUAAGUGUACCAGCAGAGGAUGCCCCACCAGUGAUUCGACCCUGGACUGUUCAGCCCAUGGUGUCUGUAAUGCAUUCACUGGAGUGUGUUACUGUUCCCCGGGAUGGAUGGGCAAUGAUUGUGGAACACCCGAUUGCCCAGGAAACCACACCUGUAACAAUCAGGGUAUUUGUAAUGAUAAUUUUGACCCUCCCAAAUGCACUGACUGCCUCACUGGAUGGAUGGGACCAGCCUGUGGUGACCCCUGUGUAUACGGCUCACCUGACCCCACAGGUCAAGUCUGUCAGUGUAACACCACCUGUCACCACGGCCUGGGCUGUAACAUUGAGUGCUCCGGCAAUGGAGUCUGCCACAGCGACGGAUCCGGAGCUUGCUUCUGUGAUCCACUGGUCGGAUGGAGUGGAACAUACUGUGAAAUUCCAGGAUGUCCCAGACAUCCUCAAACAGACAUUGAGUGUUCGGAUCACGGGAAUUGUAACAGCGAGUCCAUGGAAUGUGAGUGUAGGGCGGGUUGGAGGGGCGUGGCCUGUCACAUCCCCGACUGCCCCGGAGAACCCAAUUGUAAUGGUCGAGGGGUGUGUAACGAGAUGUUUGACCCCCCAGUUUGUCACAACUGCUCCCAGGGGUGGAUGUCUGGUGGAGCCUGUGAUGAUCCGUGUGUGAACGGGACAGAGACUCCCCCAAACUCUGGUAACUGUGUGUGUGAUGAAGGCUUUGCAGGGGUUGGUUGUGAUUCAGAAUGCUCUGGUAAUGGAGUGAUUGUGGCUGGAUCUUGUGUUUGCCACUACAGUGAGGGAUGGAAGGGCAGGCUGUGUGACAUCCCAGGCUGUCCUGGCCUGUUCAAUCUGGAUUGUUCCGGUAGAGGAGGCUGUGAUAGCUCCACCCACACCUGUACCUGUCGCCCGGGCUGGUAUAACAAUGGAUGUGAGUAUGUGGACUGUCCUGGACAGCCAGACUGUAACGAUCACGGAGUGUGUUAUGAUGCUGUGGACCCACCGGUCUGCAAGUGUGAUGCGAUGCACUUUGGAGCUGCUUGUGAAGAACCUUGUGUGAAUGGAGUUAUCUCCCCUGCUGAGCCCCAGGUCUGUCACUGUCACCAGGGCUGGGCGGGUAUCAACUGUGACUCAGAAUGUUCCGAACAUGGCACUAUCAUUGGUGGCCGGUGUGAUUGUGAUGUUGGGUGGAGGGGAUCAGUCUGUGACAUCCCAGGGUGCCCCGGGGUUGGGUUGGACUGUACUGGUCAUGGUCUGUGUAACGCUGCCACCCAUGUGUGUACCUGCUUUCCGGGGUGGAGUGGAGAUGGAUGCCACAUCGCAGACUGCCCAGGGUCUCCGGACUGUAACAACAGAGGGGUGUGCAACGCCACCCUGGAUCCACCCCUGUGUCUGGACUGUCAGCAGGGCUGGAUGGGCAGUGCGUGUGAGGAGGUGUGUGAACACGGUCACCAGGAGCCCCCCAACAGUGGGGUGUGUCAGUGUGACCCCUGCUACUCAGGUAAAGGCUGUAACAGUAUGUGUAAUGGACACGGGUACUGUGUAUCUGGUCAGUGUUUCUGUGACGUGGCAUGGAGAGGGUCGCUGUGUGAGGUACAGAGCUGUCCGGGUCAGUACGACGACUGUUCCCUCCACGGCUCCUGUAACAGUGCCACCCAGGUGUGCUCCUGUAAUCCAGGUUGGACGGGAUCUGACUGUAACACUCCGGACUGUCCCGGGGGAUGUGCCGGGAAUGGAUACUGUGAAGGAUACAACAGGGAUGUCCCCAUCUGCCUCUGUAAAGAUGGUUGGAUGGGUGAGGACUGCUCCAAGCCGUGCAUCCACGGUAAGGUGGACGGUGCCUCUUGUGUGUGUGACCGCUGCUACACGGGGGCAGGCUGUGAACUGGAAUGUUCCGGAAAUGGACGGUGUGUCAACAACACUUGUGACUGCUUCUCCACAGUUAUAGGAAACAGCUGGGUGGGUGAGCUGUGUGAGGAGAAGGGUUGUCCGGGGAGGGACGGGGCCUGUAACGGUCAGGGGUCCUGUAACAGCGCCCUCGGAAUGUGCACUUGUUACCCCGGCUACAAGGGAGACGACUGUGGCUCACCUGCCUGUCCAGGGACCCCUGAAUGCUCAGGUCCAGACCAUGGAAAUUGCACCUCUGGAGGGAAGUGUGAAUGUGGUCCCCACUGGAUCGGAGACUACUGCCAGAUUCCUUGUGUGAAUGGAACCAACGACGGUCAGGGCCUGUGUGUGUGUAGUCUGGAGUGUGUGACCGGAGUCAGCUGUACCAUGGAGUGCUCCAACAAAGGGAGGUGUGACAGUGCCGGCCGGUGUCAGUGUGACUAUUACCAGGGAUACAAGGGUCCAAAAUGUCAGAAACCUGAGUGUCCUGGGUGGCCAGAGAACUGCAUGGGACACGGAACUUGUAACGUGGCCACCCAGGAGUGUACCUGUGAUCUGUACUGGUCCGGAGUGGCCUGUGACAAGCCGGACUGUCCAGGGACUCCGGACUGUAAUGGUGUUCCGGCUCGGUGUGAUGUCCCUCCAGAAGGAGGAAAUCCCAGGUGUUUGAAUUGUUCCUACCCCUACAUGGGAGAUGGUUGCGAGUUCACCUGUAUGUUUGGCACCCCAGUGCGCUACAGUGAUGAAAACUGGGAGUGUCAGUGCGAGCCAUGUUAUUCCGGGGUGAGCUGUGAUAAACUUUGCAAUGGCCAAGGAUCUUGUGUGAACGGUACUUGUGAUUGUGGGUUCAAUGGUUACAGAGGAGAUCUCUGUGAGAGACAGGGAUGUCCAGGGUACAAUGAAGACUGCACGGGGCAUGGCACCUGUAACACCGCCACAGGUGUGUGUAGCUGUGACGCCGGAUGGACAGGUAGAGGCUGCCACCUGGCCAACUGCCCCGGUAACUGCAGUAACCAUGGAGACUGCUCUGUGGACCCUGCCAGCAGUACACCAUACUGUGACUGUGAGUCGGGAUUCUUUGACUACGCCUGUCAGAGUCGAUGUGUUCAGGGUAGUAUCGUGAACGGGACUUGUGUGUGUGACCCCUGCUACACUGGCUAUGAGUGUGACAGUUUGUGCUCGGGGAAGGGUGGAGUCUGUGUAAAAGACACCUGUGACUGUGGCUUCAGUGGAGGUCGGGGGGUGUACUGUGAGGAGGCGGGGUGCCCUGGCUAUGAUGAGGACUGUACGGGUCAUGGCGACUGUAACAAAGGAACAGGAGAGUGUGUUUGCUACACAGGAUGGAGAAGCACUGGAUGUGAGGUCCCGGAUUGUCCUUCAGACUGUAACAAUAGGGGUGUGUGUAACACCACAGGACUGAGGCCAGAGUGUACCGACUGCCAGGAGGGGUGGAUGGGGGAGGACUGUGGGACACCAUGUAAUGGACUGCAGAUCCCCAUGGACAGUGGAGUGUGUGUGUGCCACAGUGGUUGUGAUCAUGGCGAGUCUUGUCAAAACACUUGUAAUGAAAUUGGAGUAUGCAUUAACAACAGUUGUGAAUGUAAAAACCAGACCACGGGGAUUAACCAGGGCUGGUGGGGGGAGUUCUGUGAGGAGAGGAGCUGUCCUGGGGAUCUAGAGAUCUGCUCGGGUCAUGGGGAGUGCAUCCGAGCCAGUCUGACCUGUCAGUGCCAGCCUGGAUGGUAUGGAUCCGGAUGUCAGAUAGCGGACUGUCCAGGUGAACCGGAUUGCAACGGUCGAGGAGUGUGUGACAGCAGCCAGAGGACCCCCACUUGUAGGUGUGAUGCUGGCUAUAUGGGCUUCUCUUGUGAAUCCGCCUGUGUGAAUGGAACUGUAGUCCAGCAAGAUCAGAGCUUCUCCUGUCAGUGUGAUGUAUGCUACUCGGGGCCAGGAUGUGAUGUCCUUUGCGGGGGUCAUGGAACCUGCUGGGAGGGACAGUGCACCUGUGACAAAGCCUGGUGGGGAGCUGACUGCACAGAGCGGGGAUGCCCGGGGACUAAUCAGAGCUGUUCAGGCCAGGGCUACUGCACCCUGGUGGACCAAACCUGUGACUGUGACACCCACUGGAAGGGAGAGGGCUGUGACGUACCAGAUUGCCCCGGGACCCCAGACUGUAACAUCAGAGGUUAUUGUGAUGUUGAGAAUUACUUCCCACCCAGAUGUGUCAACUGCUCUCUGUCCAUGGGGCCAGCCUGUGAGUACCCCUGUGUUCACGGCCAUGAGUUUCCUGCCUUCAGCACGAGCUGUGAGUGCGAGCCCUGCUACUCAGACCCAGGCUGUCAAACCGAGUGCUCUGGACAUGGCAGCUGUAACAACCAGACUUGUCUUUGUGAAGCUGGCUACAAAGGCAACCUCUGUGAAAAUCUGGAUUGUCCAGGUGAGCCGGACUGUUCGGACUGGGGCCACUGUGUGCUGAAGAACAACACUGCCACCUGUGUGUGUUUCCCCGGAUUUGCUGGAGACAACUGCUCCGACCUGGUCUGUCCGGGACAGUGCAGUGGGAAUGGGGAGUGCCUUGUCCCCACCGGUGCCUCUGCCCCCCUCUGUAUGUGUGACCACGGCUUUGGAGGCGAGGCCUGUGACAGGUGCCUGACAAACUUUGCUGGGUCCCAGUGUGAGAGAUGUCAGACAGGAUACAUUGGAUACAACACAACAUGCAGCACCAUUUGUCUGCAUGGCUAUGCUACAGAACUAGGUGGAGAUACCUGUAAGUGUUACAAUGAUGACAACAAUGGUCACUGGGCGGGAGCAGGGUGUGGCAACUGUAUGAAGGGCUGGAACCCCCCAACCUGCACAGAAUGCGACCCAGAUUAUGUGGGCCCUGGCCACUGUACCAUACCCUGUGUUGAUCAGCAAGGAGAAUACGGAGACACUCAGGAUGGACCCCCAGGAUCUCUCCCAGUGGAGCCCGCCUUCACAUGCUACACAGAGGAGGCCCCAGAGCUCUACAGGGUGUGGUUUGGCUACAACAAUCCUAGUCCCCACAAUGUAUACAUCUCAGACGAGGGGGAAAACUUUGUCCAUUCACCCCUACCCUCAGUGAUGCCCCCUACUCAGUUUGCUUCCGGAAAUUUUUCCUAUGCAUUUUCAGUAGGCCCAACUAACAAGUCUUCUAUAUGGUGGUACCUCCUGACCGCAUCAGCCAAUGAAGAGAGAAAUAUCUCAGCAUCCUUUGAUGAACAAUUUUUGUGUCCUACACUGCCUGUCCAACAAAACCCAACCAAUGGAACAGGGUACUGCAAGUGUGUCCACGGGUACUGGGGAGCCGCAUGUCAGAACGAGUGCCCAGGGGGUGCUGCUGAUCCUUGCUAUGGUAAAGGGUCCUGUGAUCCAACAAAUGGAAGCUGUACCUGUGUCGCUGGGGCCAAUUCAACAGACAACUGCCAGACGUGUGUCAGAAACUGGAUUGGAGCAGACUGCUCAGUGGCCAAAACUGAACAAGCACAACUUGAUGGGGGAAUGGCGAAGAGUGGUGUGUAUCACAAUGGUUUAUUCCAAACAUAUGAUGGCGCACUCUACCACUAUCAUCGCCCAGGAGAGCACCUGCUGUCUUCCUUCUCUGCUUUUACAACAAUUUCUAUAGAUAUUCAUGUUUUACUGGUGAUUUCCUCAGACAAGUACAACAGCGUCAGCACUCAGGGUUGUGGAUUCAAACUUGGUACUAAUUCCAUCCAAAUACUGACAAAAACUCCAGGGAAUCAUGUUGUUUGGUACAAUGGAGAAAUUCAGGAAGUGGGAGACAAGCUCAAAAUCUCAAAUGAUGCAUAUCUGAUACGAAUUGCAUAUAACAACUACCAGCUUAGAAUUGCCGACCAACUAGUUGUAGACAUUUUCUUGUUUGAAGCCUGGAUGAAUGUGAUGUUCAAAGUCAAUCCAGAUCUUUGUGCCUCAGCUGUAGGUCUUUUGGGCCAUUGUAACAACAGAACCAAUGAUGACUUCAAACUAAAGUCUGGGCUUCUGUUAACACCAGAGAUUGGAGGAACCCUUUCCCAAGAUUCUAUUCAUAACAGGUUUGGUCCGUCGUGGCUUGUUCCAGCAGUCAAUUCAAUCUUCACCAGCUUGCAGAAUGUUCCAAAUGGAGGUGGCAGAGGAUUGAGUAUAUCUGGUGCUCAUUUGAUAAGUCCACCUCUAUAUACUUUUUCUCAGUCUCAAGUUACUAUAGAGAUAAAAUUUAGAUUAAGUCAAAGUUAUGGAAGAUGUCAGACAAUAUGGUCAUAUAAGAAUGCAAAUGUCUUCAGCAUUCUUGCUUGCAAUGGACUAGUCAGCAUUCACUACAUGAAUGAGAGAAGAGAUUUAUCAGCAGUUAGAAUUUCCUUAAAUGUUUGGUACCACCUUGCAGUGACAUGGCUAAGUCAAACAAGAACAUUGAAUGUGUACACAUUUACACAGAGACUCACAGCAUCAUCACAGUUUACCAUCUUUGAAAUUGAUAAACCCAAUCCUUUCAUACCAGGAGGAACCAUUAUGAUUGGCCAAUGGAAUUAUCCAGAAUCUAGUAGAGUUGGAGUGGGGUGGGACUUAUAUGGUUAUGUUGAUGACUUCCGGAUAUGGAGAAAAGUCUUGUCAAUAUCAGAAAUACAAAUAAAUGCAUUCAGUCACAUUGAACGAAAAGUAAACAAAUUAUCAAACCAUUGGAAAUUUAAUGAAGUUUCAAAUGUUCAUAUUGAUAUCAUUGCUGGCCUUAACUUUCAAGAAUUCUCAAGUCCUUGGCCUUAUCCGCAGUCAGUGUUGAUGGAUUAUGCUAUCUCAUCUCCUCUACUGAAUGUCUACCAACUGUACAACUUGCCAAUUUCUAAAACAUCAGAAAUAAGCCAAGCCUGCUAUAACUUCAUAUUUUCAGCCCAAUUUAGUACAGUCUGCUCUUCCCUUGGAGCAGUAACAAUGGAAUUCUUUAAGCAACAGUGCAUAUUUAGUGCUGUAGUUUCUGGUAAUGUUCAAAAUGCUAUGGAAGUAGUGUUGUCCCUCUCAGAUUUAUGUGAAGACAGACACCAGAUGAGAUGGCCUGCCAGAGAAUUGUGCCAUUCUUUUCCAAUACGACCAUUUCCACUUUGGACAGGGGAAAGUUGUAAUGUGAGGUGUGAGUCAGGACUCUACAACAAUGGUUCAUGUCUCUGUCGCCAUGGGUUCUGGGGCCCUGAAUGUGAAAAACUUUGUCCCCAUGUUAAUGGCAAAUCGUGUGGUGAAGAAGGAACUUGUAACAUGCAAACUGGUGACUGUAAAUGUUCAGAAAAUUUCGCUCAAGGGUGUAAUCAGUGUAUGCCAGGCUGGUUUGGAAAAGACUGUUCAUCAGCAAGAAUCGAUUAUAGUGUAACUGCCAGUGCAUUUUGUUCGGUCAGUGGCAAAUCUCAUUAUGUUAUGUUUGAUGGACAAACAUUUACUUUGGAAAAGGCUGGUGAAUUCCAGUUACUUCAAACUGCUACACUUUCAGUUUAUGUGAGACAAUUAAAUUGUGGAAAGUUCACUUUUUGCAUAAAAGAAGUUUGGAUUCAGAUCAACUCAGACAGCCUUACCAUUCAAUCCCCAUUGGAAAAUGAAGAAACAUUUAUUCUUUGGUAUAACAAAAAGAAAAUCCAAAUAGAAACAUCUCUAGAAAUUUCUGGGCAUACUAUUAGAAUCGAAAACCAGAAUUUGUUAACUGUGACUUUUGGAUCAAAUGAGGUCAGAAUCAGCUUCUGGGAAAGACUAUUUCAGUUAACAGUGAAACUUGACAAGUCUCUUUGCAGAGUUUCAAAUUCCCUGGGAUUAGCUGGAAAUUGUGAUGAAAAUGUUGAUAAUGAUUUUGUUGUUGGUCUUGGAAAAUAUGUGAAACAAUCUGAAAUCACGAAAGAAAUUAUACACUCAACUUUUAGCAAGUAUUGGGAAGUGAAACAAGGGUUGGAAAAAGGUUUCAUAUACAGUCACGGAUCUCUUCAAGAACCAGUUGGAAUCUAUGGACAUGGCUUUAGCAUGCUCUUUAAUGGGAGUGGCUGUUACUCUUCAUUGCUAUCAAACCACUUCAGUAACUCCGGUUCUGGAACAAUUCAGUUUAACUUUAAGUCCGAGUCAAGAAUUGGCGUAAUCAUAGCAUUCCAGUCCACCACGUCAUUAACAGUUUCUCUAAACAACACGGUUCGCAUCCAGUGGGGUUCACUGCAUAUUGAUUCCAAAUUGCAAGUCAUCUUGAAAAAAUGGUACCAGUUUGCUCUGUCAUAUGAUGCAUCAUUGAGAUCACUUACUAUAUAUGUAUUGCUGGAUCAUGAAGUGGCAUGGUGGACAUCAACAACUGCAUCAGAAGCUGUUCUGAAACAGACUGGAAUUCUUAGAAUCGCUGAAUGGAAGGACAAUGCUCCACUUCAACUCUCUUCUUUCUAUGGACAAGUAAAUGAAAUAAAGACAUGGAACUACCCACAUCCCGUGUACAAGCUGUUGUUCAGUGCAUCAUAUAAACUAUCUUUGGAUUUCUCAACUCUGACAGCAUACUGGAAUUUUAAUGAAGGAUCCGGAUAUUUAGCCAUUGAUGUUAUUUCUAAACACAAAAUAAUCUUACCACCGUACAAUGCUUAUUGGUGGGUGUCUGACUUGGAAUUGUUUGAAGUAUCAAAAAAUGUACCAGAAGUGGAUCCUAUGUUGAAAGAGAUUGCAUUGAAAUUCUGCAGAGAAAUCAUCUUGAACUCACCAAUUCAAAAGACUUGCAGCAAUUUUGGAAUGACAGCCAACAGUUUCUUCUAUCUUUCAUGUGUAUCCGAUGUAAGCGUUUUAAACGAACUAGCUGCUGUAGCUAUUUUGCAGCAAUAUGCCGAAUUUUGUGAUGCAGUUGAACAUCCUACAAACCCCUCCUUGACUACCUUAUGUUUGGAUACAAAUUACACAAAAACUUUAAACGAUUCUUUAUUUGAUGCACUUUGCUUGGAUUUAUGUAAAUUUGGAUAUUUUGAUAAGAAUAGAAACUGUGUCUGCAACAAUGGCUAUUGGGACGUGGACUGCAGCCAAAUAUGCCCAGGCGGACUAGAAUUAGCGUGUGGUGGAGAUGGUCUUUGCGACCAGAUAUCUGGCAAAUGCCUAUGUCCUCCAACCAUGGAUCCUGAUACAAAUUGUACAUCAUGUCUAGCUGGUUGGACAGGUACAAAUUGCUCUGUGAUGAUACCAGAUAUAGUAACACCUACAACACAAGCGACAAGUACUACUGAAACAUCGGGAUAUUCCACUCAACUUUCAGAAGUGACAACCAACAAUUACUCUGAUAAAACUACUACACCACCAAUAGAUAAUACAAAGCAUGCUUGCAUGUUGUUUGGCCAGGGUCAUGUAUACACAUUUUCAAAAGCCAGCUUUGAGUUUCCUUAUGCUGGAGAAUUUCGUGUUCUAAAAUCAAACACCAGUGAUCAACACCCUGAAAUUCACGUUCGAACAACAUACUGUUUUAAUUCCUCCGUAUGCAUCUCAGCAGUAGCUAUUCGGUAUGGUUCUGACCUUUUUGUGGUGCGAUCAGGCUAUUCCUCAGAAUCGCAAUUUAUUAUAUGGAAAAAUGAUUUGAGACAAGAUUUCAAUGAUACAGCAAGUAUUGUACUAAACAAAAUCAAACUAAAUCGGAUCUCCAAGUCAAAAAUAAUAAUACAAAACAUAGGGGGAAGCUUCUUUAAGGUAAUAAUCAGAGGUCUACUAAAGAAACUUAGUGUGACGGUACGAUUGGAGUCAUUGUUGUGUGAAAAUUCCCGAAUGUUGUGUGGAUCAUGUGGCGACGAUCAAAUUCAAAUCUAUAAGGAAUCAUGGAGAGUGACUCCUGAAAACACGUUAUUUAAUUGUAUGUUUUUAGACAGUGCCUUGAAAGAAACGGUGAACGUGUCAACAGCUGGCUACAGUGUAUUCCUAAAUAAAAGUGAAAUUACAAAUGACUUCAUGGAAAAUAUCAUUAUGCCGAACAUUGAUUUUACAAUUGAACUGGCUGUAAAACCAUCUGCUGCAAAAGGCGUGAUUUUGUCAUAUCGAACACUCGUUGGUUUUGAUCUGUUUAUCGAUGUUACAUUCAAAAUAAUGGUGAAUGGUUCCAUCUUUGAUACAGGAAUAACUGCAGUUCUAGAAGAAUGGCAUCAAAUAACUAUUGUUUGGCAAGACGUUAAUCACAAAAUUGUCUUUUAUUCAUAUUGCGAAAACGGAGCAUUUCUAUUCAUGUCAUUUACAGUGUCUCAAAAUUUCUAUUUUGAAAACUACGGCUAUAUUGGUUUAGGGCAUCCACUCUACCCAUAUGUCCGCCAGUUUUCAAGUAAAGCUGAACAUCAAUAUUUUGUUGGUGAAAUUGAUGAAUUAAGGGUUUGGCACAAAGCAUUGUCAUAUGUCGAUGUUGUUCAACAAAGACUAACCCGAAUUCAGAUUAACUCAAAUUUGCUAUUGUGUUAUUGGAAAUUUGAUGAAGGAGAAGGAAAUAUAAUAAAAGACUUAGUCAGUAACUACGACUUUAAGAUUGUAAACUAUGGAACAUUAAGAAACCAUGUAAUUUGGCGGUUUUCUGGUUUGCCAUUUCAACCGCCAUAUUUGCCAUACUUCAAUUCAUUUCCGAACAUUGAAAAACAAAUUAAGGCUCAAAGAAAAUGUAAAGCGAUUGUAAACAACGUAGUAUUUCAGCCUUGUGUUGAAGCAAUUGGGAGGGGAUACUUGAAUUUAUUCUAUGUUGCAUGUGUGGACGACGCAGCUGGCUCUCUGAACAUCGAGGCUUCAAUGUCAGUCUCAGUUGAUAUGAGUGACUACUGUCAGGAAGUAGGGACACUGACUUCAUGGCCAGCUCAAAAUUUAUGUCAAGAGUUUAAAGAAUUUCCUGACUGGGUGGGACCUAACUGCAAUACACCGUGCAAAUACCCCCAAACCUUUGCAUUAUCAUCAGAAAGUAGUUGUGCUUGUCAACCAGGAUUUUGGGGCCGAUCUUGCGAUGCCACAUGUCCUGGUGGACUUCUGAAUACCUGUUCUGGCCAUGGUAUUUGUAAUACAUCUACAGGAGCUUGCCGGUGCUUCUCAAAUUGGAAAGGCAUUAAUUGUGAUCAAUGUGUUAAUAACUGGUACGGUGAAGACUGUUCUGUAGCUGUCCAGACCAAAAUUUCUAAAAUUUCACCCAGAAUAUGUACCUUGGCAGGAAACGGUCUUUUGAGUGCAUUAGAUGGAGCAAGCCUUAAAUUGCAAGAAUAUGGUACUUUUGAAUUUUUUAGAACUGUCAAAAAUGUCAACAUCCAGGUCGUAACACAAGCUUGUGAUGAAUUUAAACCGUGCAUCCUUAAUGUUGGAAUGCAGUUUCAGAAUUCUAAAAUUUUAACUGUGAGUGCAUUAAAUGGUGGAACAUUAAAACUGGAUGGAAAAGUGCUGGAUUCGUUUUAUCAACUACACUUAUCUGAAAAAAAUGUCGUUACUAGAAAAGAUAAAUAUACCUAUGAGAUUACUGGACCAAACGACCUUGUUGUGCAAAUAUUCAUUGAAGAGGGAUACAUCAAUCUAUUUGUUUCAAUCACACAAUCUGGAUGUGCUGGAAAUUCUGGACUUUGUGGAUUUUGUCAAAACCAGUUGAUGUUUUGUAGGUCUACUGAUCUGGAUUGUUUAAUAAGAAAAUAUGGAUUAGCGAAAGUUAUUACUAACAAAAAAAUACCAAGUAGUGUAAUCUUGAAAUACUUGCAAAGGUUUUUAGUCGAUGACACAAACAAUAUUAUUUUACCAUUCAAUCCGAAAGGAAAUAUUACAACUGGAUUUGGUAUUGCAAUUACCGGUAAUGGUGGCUUCAUGUCAUCUCCCGUUUUCACCGCUCAACAAUUGUCUUCUGAAUACAUAACUCUACAACUGAGAACCAGAAUACAUAGCUGCACAGGAGAAGAAAAUGCUUGUGUUGUUUUUUCAUAUUCAAAUCAGGAUACGUUUGCAGUCAUCAUUAUUGAUGGACACUUUUACGUCCAGUUUGGGUCAAAUUUAUACAAGACUUCUAUACCUGUCCAGGUUUCAAUAUGGAUACAGAUUUCGAUAAUAUAUCAACGCACAACUGGUCACCUGAUUUUUCACUAUCUCAGUCGAGAACAAUCGGUGAACGCAUAUCUUAUUAUUUCUCAACACGUUUUUAAUGUUGGGGGAACGUUAGUGAUCGGUCAAUGGCAGGAAAGCUUGAGCGGGAUUGGAAUACCACCAGGUGGAACGUUUGUUGGUGAUGUUGACAGAAUUUUGGUCUGGAACAGACAUUUAACAUACUCGGAGAUAGUUCUUUACUGGCAAUCUCCUCUUCAUAAUCCAAUCGCAGGAUUGACCAUGGGAUGGAAUUUCAACGUUGGAAAAGGUUUGAUCUUACAUGACAUGGUUUCGAAACAUGCAAUUAUUAUAAGCGCAGUGGGUACUUACUGGAUUGAAAGUGAUUUUUACCAAGAAGGAAGAACAGAAAUUAUCUCGUUAACCAUCAAAUAUCCAGUAGAAGUGUCCGAGUCCAUAACUUCGUUUUGCUCAAAAAUAACAACAGGGACUAUAUUGGCAAAUAGCUGUAAAAGCCUAAGCAGUUUCAGCACGUUCUACCACACAUUUUGUGUCAUAAAUAUUGCGACAACUAUGUCACAAAGUACUGAUGUUUCAUUGGAUGUGAUAAUCUCUUUUUCAAGUCUGUGUCAAGUGUACGAAGAUCUCACAAAUUUUCCAGCCCGCCAGUUAUGUAACUCAUUUGAAAGUCGAAAUUUUCCUAUUUGGAAAGGUAGUGACUGCUCAAUACAAUGUGUUUUUGGAACGGUUUCAAGUGAUAAAUGUCUUUGUGACAUGGGGUACUGGGGAUCAACUUGUACAAAUGAGUGCCCAGGAGGUUACCGAUCCCCAUGCAAUAAACACGGAACAUGCGAUGAAGCGACGGGAAAUUGCCUUUGCCAGGUUCAGUGGAAUGGAAAUAGUGAGUGUGGUGCUUGUGCUAAAGGGUAUACAGGGACUGACUGUAGCAUUAUGGAACCCAUUAUUUCACCAGAUGACACUUAUUUUCAUGGCUGUUACAUCAAUCAUAAAAGCGAGUUCUGGAACUUUACAAAUGUGGGACAUGGCCUUUCCAACAGGGAACCUGGAAUAUACAGAUUUAUACAUAUGGGGGAAAUCCAAAUAGAGGUUGAAAUAAUUUCAUGCUUCCAACGUCGCAAAAUCAGUCUUUGUUUAAACAGCAUAGCCACAAAAAUUAAAGAAACAACUAUCAUAGUAAAACGGAAUCAAACUGCAGAGGAAGACGAAAGGGGAAUAUUCUAUAUAAAUGGAACAAAAGUCGAUUUGAAGACUGAAAGAAGUGUUACAAUCGGUGUGUCCGGCACGUGUUCACUAAAAAUCAAAAGAGUAAAUAAAUCUUGCCGAAAAUUUAGGUUAAAAUCUAGCAGCCUUGGUCUUAACUUUCUCAUUCGGUGGUUUGAUGAUAGAAUAUUUGGAACAUUUAAUGUCUCAAGAAAAAUGACUUGUCUCUUUCCACCCACUGGUCUCUGUGGCACGCCUUUAACAGAAUGCAGUGAUACUUCUUCUUUCCCAUGCGGACUUAACAACCUAACAAUACAAAAUGAAUUAACAGAUUUCAAAGUUCCAGACAAUGAAUCGAUAUUAAGCUUAGCCGGAAUGAAGACUGUGAUAUCCGGACUAGGCCCAGGAAACUGUGUUUGCUUUAACGACGGAUCUAUGAUCUCACAGAAUCUGAAAAUAUUCAAGAAGACCUCCUCUACCGUGGAAUUUUUUGUUAAAACAUGUAAAUAUAAAUCUUGUUUAGGAACUAUGUUUUCCUAUACUUGGGGACCCACGUUUACUUUGCGGAAUUAUUAUGGAGAGUUAAUUGUAACCGUUGGCGACCAAUGGGAAAAUACUGGCCUAAUGCUAGAGAAUAAGCUUUGGAACCAAGUGUCUAUAUCAGAGGCAUAUGGUUAUGCAGAUGUCUAUGUAUUUAACAGUAAAGGAAAAUUUCGUAGAAAAAUGCUUAACUUUACAAAUUACUAUCCAAUGUUCCCGAGUGAAGGCACUUUGAGUUUAGGGAAAUGGCAGCCUUCCUCAGAUGGCAGUGGAACCCAGCCUUCCCGGGAACACUUCGUGGGAUGCAUUGAUGAGCUACGAAUAUGGGACAAUUAUCUGUCGAUAUUGACGUUAGCAACCCACUGGAACAGAACCUACACUAAGGAUGAACCAUUUCUGGAAGCACUUUGGAAGUUCGACCAAUUUGAUCAAGUUAUGCUCUCGGAAUAUCCUAUCGAUGAAACUACUGAUGAAUCUGAUGCCAGGUUAGUUCUGAAAAAUCCUUUUACACCUUUCCGAGGCGCUGUACUAACCGUAUCGGAUGCCCCAAUUCCUUACAUCAUUCAAACUGAAAUCACUACAACUGAAAUUGCUACAAGACGGAGAAGAAAGAGAUCAACAGUUACCGUUGUGUCCGUCUGUGACAUUAUUUUCAUGGAAAGCCAGUUUGCUAGAACAUGCUUGCCUAUAGGAGAAGUCCUUCAGAAGAAAUAUUACUACGACUGUGACACAGCCACAGGGGUUAAAGAUGUCACCGAAGCAAUCAUUGACUACUCUGAUUACUGCCAAAACUUGCUGGGUUUGUCAACCUGGCCAGCUUCCAGCUUAUGUGAAGAUUCGAAAGUAAAGAGCUACAUAUAUACAGUAAUGGGGGAAUAUUGUGAACCCGUUUGUGCGUUUGGAAAGAAAAAUCUAACAAAUGGCUGUGAAUGUGAUCUUGGAUACUGGAACACAACCUGUGACGAGAUUUGUCCGGGAGGGUACUCCAAACCUUGCUCUGGUUAUGGUAACUGUGAUCAGCUUUCCGGGACUUGUCAGUGUCCAGUAAACAGACGCGGUUCGGAAGAUUGUUUACUAUGUUCCUCUGGUUGGCUUGGUGAAAAUUGUGAAAUAGCAGAAAAUAAUUUCACUGCAACAAACAAGUCUGUUGCACAGUUUAGCGGGUUAGGACACAUUUAUAAUUUGGACGGACUUUUUUUCAUUAUCAGAAAACCCGCGGAAUAUAAUUUUUUGACUAUCGCUAGUAACGUUCUUGUUAUUGGAAAACUUAUUUCGUGCUAUCAAAACUUUACAUGUCUUUCUUUUCUUGGAAUUCGAAUCGAUGAUGAUCAACAUGGCUACGUCUCUACAACUGUGCAACAUUCAAUCGGAAAAGACAGAAGUCUUGUAUUUUUCCUUGAAAAUACAGAAUUUUCUCUUGAUACACCAAUUUAUUUCAAAGGAAUGUCUGUAUCAAAGGCCCAGUCAGAUGAAAUAAGAUAUAUGAUUAAUUCAGAGAUUGAAAUCAUUGUUCGACUGCAAGGAAGGUACCUUAAUGUGCAGAUCAACCUUCCAAACUCAUUGGUAUCAAGUACAACUGGGCUACUCAGUGGAAAAGGAUCUAUGCAAUCGACUUCAAAAUUAGACCAUUUAUUGUAUACCGAAGUAUAUCAAAUGAAAACCUGUAAAUCAAACAGUAGUAAACAGAUGUCUUCUUCUGUUCCUUAUCAAGAAUUGCUGACAAUGAGAUAUGUCACUUCCAAUAAUACUUUCAAUGAAAGUAGCAAACUUAAUAUUGAAAGAUUUGAAGUAACACCUUGUGAUCGAAUAAUUUUUUAUCCAAGUAAGUCAUUUGAAGCCCAAGGAGUUGGCGGAUAUAACCUUAACUUUCAGUUUGCCAAUGCGUUUACCUUGGUUGAUUUUCAAAAGGAAACUGGAGACAAUUUGACACUUGAGUUCCUCAUAAAGCUACAAAAUUCAUUAGAUGCGGGAGGUUUGAUAAUGUCAAUCACUAAUGAUGACAGCUUCCUUUUGGUUAGCAGUCCUCUCUUCGAAAUACACUACAACAACCAAGUUUACAAUACUAGUAUUGAACUAGAGAAAGGAAAAUGGAACAAAGUAGUAUUAAUGUAUAUUAGAAGUACGGGAAACACAGAAAUAUAUCAGUUCAAUAGUACAGGUUUCAUACAAAGAAGAAAUCUGAAACUUCCAGCGAAUUUAUUUAACAGCACCGGCUUGCUGUCCAUUGGCAAUGCUCAACCACCAUCAAAUGGCAUGCCAUUCCGGAUACCUCCAAGUCUAAAAGGACAAAUUGAUAAUGUUAUUCUCUGGAAUAUACCGGUCGAACCAAAUAUAAUUCUAGACAUUUGGAAAAUUGAUCCCAUUGAUGUGAGACAUUUGUUGAUUUCUGUUUGGACUUUUGAUGAAGGAGACGGAACAACAUCUACUGAUCUACUUCGGGAGAAAAAAAUCUCUUUUCCCAAUGAACCAUGGUCAUUGCCUUUAUGGGAACCAAGCGACUUUGAGUAUUCAAAAUAUAUAUACCCAGAAAUUUCCCAAUUUUACUUCUGGAACCAAACUUUAAUGUUUAUUGGAGAACAACUAUGUGGGAGGAUUUUUAAUGACCAAAGUAUACGCUUACAAUGUUCACAAAUCUCAGAUUCGAUAAAAACUGCAUACUAUUUAUCUUGCAUGCAAAGUUUAUCAGCCACCAGCGACCAGUCAGCAGCGUAUAAUAUUCUACUGCUAUAUGGAGAAAAUUGUCGGGUCACAAUAGAUCCUACGUCCAAUAUUACAGAUGAAAUAUGCAGAGAAAUAUUUGAAAAAAAUAUAGAAACAACCAACUGCUUCAAAAUAUGUAAGAACGGAGUAAUGUCAGCAUCUGGAAAAUGUGUGUGUUUCAAUGGUUUCUUUGGAUCAACGUGUAAUGAUGUCUGUCCCGGGGGAUCUCUGAAUUCUUGCAGUAAUCACGGAAUAUGCAAUGAAUCAGGGUCGUGCAACUGUGAAUGGAACUGGGAUACAACAAAUUGUUCCUCUUGUGUAAAUGGCCUAAACGGGACUGAUUGUCAUGUGUUAAACAUUGCUCAAUUAAGUGAUCCCAACAACAGAUAUAAAGCAUAUGCCACAGGUUUUGCUGACUUCCUGACAUUUUGGGGUGAACAGAUUACACUGAAUACAAUCUCUGGAGUGUUUACCUUAUUUCAAACUGCAUCAAUAAAUAUCCAAAUUUACCAAGUGACCUGUAAGAUUGACUCCAGCUGUGUAAUUGCUGUCUCUUUCCAAUAUAAUAACACAAGUUUGGUUAUUGUUUCUUCAGGACACGAAAGCAGACUUCCUUCUGUGUACGUAAACAAAACAGAAAUUGGAUUAAAUGAGCUAAACACAACCAUUUCAGAAAUUCAUUUGACAUUAAUUUCAACGAACGAAAUGAAACUCAAUACUUCUAAUUUGGAAUUGGGAAUCUUUACACCAGGAAAUCUUCUGGAUAUAAAUAUUAUAUCAAACACGUAUCCUUGCUUAAAUGGUAUUUUGUGUCCAGGAAUAACUUACUCAAUGAAAUCAAAACAGGAAAUAACAAACUUUGUGUUAAACAAUUUUAAAUUAACGUCUGGGACAUUGGUGGAAACGCUAUCCUCUGUUUAUAAGGAAGAUAUUGCAAAUACGGUGGGUUUCUCCUUGUUUUUCAAUGGAACUGCAACAGUAUCCCUGCCAAUCCAAUACUCUACGGCGUCCUUAUUCAAUUAUACAUCAUUCAGCAUUGGUGUGUACUUCAAGCCAUUGAAGACUGGAGGAGUCAUUAUAACCUACAGUGGAAACUCGACAUUUUCCCUUAUUAACACCGAUACUUUAUCUAUUCAAUGUGGAGAUACAACAAUCAAAACAACAAUUUCAACCAGUAAUGAUGUUUGGAAUCAAAUUAUUCUCACAUUUGAGUCUAUCUCAUUAAGCCCCUCCGAAACUACGAGAAGUACAAUACACAUCUACCAUUUCAGCGACAACAGUUCUGUAACUUACCAAAAGAAAACAAUAGAUUGCGAGAAACUAUUUCAAGAGGGUGGCGUAAUUGCUCUUGGUGCGUGGGUUCCAUCUGUUAACAACAUGAAGAGAGAAGUGAACAACUUCUUUGAAGGAUAUAUUGACGAGUUCACAAUUUGGAAAGACCCAGUGCCAUAUGAAGUUAUUAUUCAGGCACAGAGAUUAGAUGUCAAGCUUUCAGGGUUCACUAGAAAUUUAACAGCACUAUUUUCCUUCUCAGAGGGCAUAGGUGUAACAUCCUUUGAUACGAUUCUUGGAAAUAACUUGUACCUACCAAAAUACCCAUGGCAAAGUCCAACAUGGAAAUCUUCAGACCUCAGAUUAAAAGUGCUCUCCGAAUACCAAAACUUUUUUUUGCCAGUCUCAGUAAGAGCGGAAAGUCUGUGCUCUAAUUUUUUUGAUUCACAAAAAGUUCUUCAACAAUGUUCAGGACGUUCUUCUCAAGUAUUUUGGUGGUUCAAACAAAAAUGUCAACAUUUAGCAACCGUUCAACAAGCAGAUGCAAUUGUUACAAUGGUCAGUUUCAUAAAAUCCUGCGAAUUAGUUUCAAUGGCUUCCGUGGAAGAUCUAUACCAGGUUGUAUGUAAACUUAAUGUAACUCUGCCUGAAUGGAUUUUGCGUCGAUGCAAUGGUUGUCAAUUUGGACAAAUCAAUGAUUCUUCACCUGGGAAUUGCAUUUGCUACAAAGGCUUUUUCGGGGAUCAAUGUAACAAAAUGUGUCCUAACGGUGCCGUCUCGCCUUGUAAUAACCAUGGAAAGUGCGUGAAAAAUGGAACUUGUAUUUGUGAGGGUCACUGGACUGGAGAGGCAUGCGAAGUGUGUGACUUUCCUUGGGAAGGUGAUGACUGCAUCAUUAUGAGAACUGGACACUAUCUAAACCCAACAAAUCUUGUCGGACAAAUAAGUGUGCUUGGACAGGUAAUCACAUUCGAUGGUUUAACUUUUGACGUAAAGCAAAUUGGAAAUUACAUCAUUUUUGAGGACACAAGUAUUGGCAUAAAAUUUCAUGCAUAUUUUUCGACUUGUUUGUCAACAAAUGUUAAUCAUCUGUGUCUGAAUAUGAUAACAAUACAGAUCAACGAGGACCGCUUCUUUAUCAAAACUAAUGGAUUUCAGAAAAGUCAAGUUACAGUAUACUCUUCCUCUGGUGAACUACAAGUAUUUACAUCGAAGCAGGAGAAUAUUUUAAAUUUAGUUCUGGAAUCGCCAAACGUCCUUCGUGUGAGCGUGAGAGAAAUAGAAUUAACUUUGAAAAUUACAAUGAUUAGCCAAAGACUGCUUUUAACGGUAUCCUUCAGCAAAGAAAUGUGGUCGAUUAAUGCAAAAACUAUCAAUGGACUUUUGUCAUCGUGCAAUACCACAUCUGCUAUACGACUUGCCUCUUGCUCUCAUGUAUCGCGCAGUGACAUUUGCUCAGCUGUUUCACACACAGACAGUUGUCAAGACUCCCUGUCAUGGAAUGCUUUAAUAAUGUACAUUCGAAAGUUCUUAUCAAAUGAUACACAAAUUGAGGGUUAUGUGAACAGUGAAAAAAUUGUCACUGGUUCAUCUUGCAUGCGUUUCAACGGAUCUGGAAUUUAUGUGAAUGAACUUGUUUUACCCGAAAACCAUUUUACAAUCGAAUUAAGUAUAAAUCCCGAGAAAUAUGAAGGAGCGUUUCUAUCGUACAAGAACACUGAACAACACUUCAUCCUGUAUAUCUCGAAAAGAGGUCUUAUGAUUACCGCAAACAAUGUACAUCUGGAUAUUGGGAUACUUAUAGAUUUAAAUCAAUGGAGUCAAAUAAGUCUGGCAUGGCAGGAACACGUUAGUAUUCUAGAGGUGUAUGUUACUUCUCAUCUUGGAGUAACUGUCGUCAAAGCUGUAGCUCUCAACUCAAAAAUAUUCCCCCCUGGUGGAACUUUAACAAUUGGAACAUUGGGCAACAUUCCCUCAGUCAAAAAUCUUGGCACUUUCUUUGGAUCAAUUGAUGAAAUUAGAAUUUGGUCUAGACCACACAACCCAACCAUCGUCGUGAACAACUGGAAGUUAUUAGUCUCGCCUGACACACCUGAUAUAUUUAUGGCAUGGCCCUUAAACGAUGGACAUGGACCAGUUGCUUCAGAACUGAAAGGUUUACAAAGUAUGUUGACAACGGAUUACAGCCACCCACCGUCUUGGAUUGUAACUGAUUUGGAACUUUUACCUAAUUUUGAAUUAACUUCAACAAUAUUCACUGACUCUGUCUCACCCCCAGCUAUUUCUACAGAAAAAUGUGAUGAGCUAUUCAAAAAUGCAGCGAUUCGGUUUCAGGUUCAACUACCGAAUGCACUUACGGCAUAUUACGAACAAUGUAAGAAAAUCGUAGAAGAAAGUAAUGAUGAUUCCGUCGCAGAGCUUCUCUUGUUUAGCAUCAGCGAGUUGUCCCAUGAAGUAUCUAAUCAAACAACCAAUCCAACUCAAAGUAUUUGUGAAGCAUUUGACAAAUAUGAAUCGUACAUUGGAUUCUACGGAACGAAUUGUUCAAGAGAAUGUGACUUUGGAACAGUCGUGGUUGAGAACUGUACUUGUGAUUCCGCUCAUUAUGGUGUAGAAUGCCGAGAUGCAUGCGCUCUAGGACCAAAUGGUGUUUGUAACGCUGAAGGACUCUGCAACUUAGGUGUCUGUAAUUGUCAUAGGCACUGGCUCGGAAAUGAUACAAAUAUCAGAAUGUACUGGGAGAACUAUUUAGGAAGAAGCUAUGAUAUUGUACUGAAUGCUUCGACAACAUGUUCGAUAUGUUCUUAUGGUAUGUCCACUUCAGAUUGUUCUGUGUUUGUGCAAGAAGCAAGUGGUACUGUAUCUAAAGUUGGAUUUAUAUUUGGAUCAUAUGUGACAACUUUCGAUGGAGCAUUGUAUGAAAUAACCAAUUCCGGAAUUUAUACCGUCUUUAAAACUACCGCUUUUUCUGUUCAAGUUUUGUUUUGGCCAUGUUUUAAUGAUUUGUCCUGUAGACUUGUUCGUGAGAUAGCGUUUCAAGAAGAGGGAAACAUUGUAAAUAUUGUUUUGAUUGAUAACGAAAUGAGGCUUCUGCAGCAAAAAUACAAAACACUUGAAUUUCCUUUGAAAACAGAUGUAGGAAAAAUUUCUGUGAAAUGGAUUUUUGAAAACUACAUUCGUAUUACUUUAGGUUCUCUCUCGGUUUUAGUAAGCAAAUCGACUGAUGGGUUGAUAUGUCGAUUCAAACUUUCUCAGGAUUAUAAGUUAGCUACUGGAAUUCUAGGAAAUACAGAUGGGGUUUGGUGGAAUGACAUCGCUCCUUUUAAUGACUCAAUAUCUUCUGAGAUUGUUGGAAACUGGACAAGAACAAGUUUAAGUGAACCCCUAACUAACAUCUUUAUUUCUCACCCUACAAGACAACAAAAUCUGUCAUCUUCGGGAUAUAUGAUUCGAUUAAGACACCACAUGAUUAAUUUUACCGAUGUCCAUACCACCUAUGAUAUCAAUUUUUUCACCUUAAGUUUUUGGAUUCGUUUGGAAAAUAUCACAUUCAAAUAUGAAUCUGCUAUUGUUGUUAAUUUUGGGAUACAUGAAAUUCACAUUUCGGUCAUCAGUGGAACAUUAUCUAUCAAAUGGGCACAAACGACUGUAAUCAGUUCUAUUAAAAUAGUGGAAGAUACAUGGACAUAUUUAACUAUUUUACGGAGUUAUUCGAACGGUUUAGUGACAAUGUAUGCGAUGUCAGAGGGAUCUCUCCAGCAUCAUCAGUUUUACAGCAUACACAUAGGCAUACUUUACAACAUACAAGGAAUUUAUUUUGCUCCUCUUGGUCUUCAAAGCUCUUUGGAACUGGAACAAUUGCGAAUGUGGAAUGUAACUAAAGACCUCGAAAAUAUUAUUGAGGAUAUGAAAAACUAUUUGAAUGUGAACAAUAAAGAUAUCAUUGUUUUAAUCAAUUUUGAUGAAGGAGCAGGCAAUGAAACAUUUCUCAUCGAUAGGUCCAGUCUCUCAAAUCGACUUGUAGCGGGUUUAAUAAGCGGAGGUAAUGACACAGAUCUUUGGCAACCAUCGGAUAUACCAAUUCCUGUUUUGAAUUUACGCCGUUCCCUUGAGCCAUCAGCGAUCACAACAGAUAUCAUUGAUCGUUGUCUAAAUGCUUUCAAUCAUUCUGACAUUCAAAAGAGCUGCAAAAAUAUAGAUUCUCUGAAGGAUUUUCUACUUGAGGUCUGUCUUGCUGAAUCUACCGAACUUGAUUAUAAUGGGACAAUUGCAAAAAGAAUAAUACUUGAUAACUUGAUAUUUUAUUGUCAAGGAGUAUUUAAUGUAGAUGAAUGCGAACUUAAGGAUUAUUUCGAUUUCUGUUCAAAUACAGAAAAGGACAGCGAGUUUCCAGUUUGGGUUAUAAUUUUCAUAGGAGUAUUUGUAUUUUGUCUGACUGUAAUUGUUUUGAUCUGCUGCUGCUGUUGCUGGUAUCAUGGAUGGUGUUGUUACCGAAAACGAAAAAGAUGGGGUCUUCGGUCAUCUCAUGACACCUUAGUUUCAGAUGAAGAGGAAGAGACUGUAUUUGGACAUUACAAUCCAUCAUUUGAUAUCGAUAUCGCCACGCUUGAAAAAACGAAACAAGACCUUCGAAAAGUAUUUGACCAACAUUUUGAAGAAAGGGACUUAGAGUCACCACAUCCAAGGCCUUCGUCAGUGUCUGGUAUUCCAUUAAACUUCAGUAGUUUCGGCAAUGAUGGUAACGAUAAUAAACAUGGUGGCAUGCCCCCUGUUGACACAUUUAUCAAACCAUCGUCUUCCUUACAACAUGAUGCAAAUGAAGAAGAUACAAGAAGACCAAUCCACUCACCCAUUUCGACAGUUAAUCCGAUGUUCGAUGUACCAGAGCAUGACGAAGAGGAUCGAUCAAUUUGGGGUCCGUCUACGAGGGAAGUAUUCUUUUGUCAAGACGAGGAUCCAGCGCCUUGGAAAAAAGAUCUAUCUAAAGAAGGAAAACAUUCAAAGUCAUUUGGGAAAAACAAGGGGGACCAAUCUAAAGAAACAAAGGAUUUGAAAAUACCAGUAAAGCAUAAAAGGGGAAAACCAGAUGAAGUCAACAUCACCUGUUUCAGAGAAUCUGAAUUGUCUGAUGAGCGUUUUGUUCCUCCAUCGUCGUUCCUGAUCUCGUCAACUCAUUCCAGUGGACCAAAAGAUAAAAACGAUUUAUCGAAGGGUAAACACGCGGAACCUUCCCAACACACAACCCCUGGUCAUCAAUAUUUGAAGAAGAAAAAAGACGAUGAAGAUAAAAGGAAAGAAAAGAAACAGGUACAUUUAAGAGCUUCACCAGAACGACCUGGAUCAUCAACCAGUGUUUCGUCCGUUAAGUACAAUCCAUUCAUACAACCGGGGCAGGGGGGCCACGAAGACGAUGAAGGGAUGAGGAAUUUAAGUCCCUUCCAACCCAUGAGCGAUGAAGACGAUUUAGAUGACACUGCUCCAAGAAAGUCGAGUAAUUCACAUGAUAAAACGACAACUGAUGGGAGAAUGACGCAGAGAACGGGUGGUUCCACAGCGGGAGAGUCGGAUACUGACGAAGAAGCUCUGCCCAUCGUUGAUGUCUCGGAUAAGAAACACCAGAAACUAUGAAGCCCGAAGAACACGUUCAUUUAACUUUGGCCGCGUGAUGAAAUAUGUUUUGUGCAUAAAUCUGGACUUCUUUAAAAUUAUAAACAGCAACAUUUUUUAUAUUUGUGUAAUUAGUUUAGAUUUGUAUACUACAUGUAUUAAUAUUUUAUUUAUAGUUUAGUAUAUAAAAAACAACGAAUGUAUAUAUACUUUUUUCUCGGCGACUUUUUAUCAUCAUAUUAUUUGAAAUGUAUUUAUUUAUCUGAUAGGUUAAUAGGAGAAUAGCAGUCUUCAUGCACCUUUUAUGUAUAAUGGACCAUUUUACGUUUUCUUAUUGAUACAAUUAUUUUUAUAUCGUCCUUUAUAUCUUGUGCAAAUAGAGUGCAUUUUUUUUUAAACGUUUUAGAUUUUUUUUCAUAUAGAAUAUGGACAGUUUUUGAUUUAAAA